CUGUGAUCCAGUUCUGUAAAGUUAAUUUGGAAAGAGAUUGAUGUGAAGCAAAAAAAAAAAAAAAAAAGAGCCAGGAAUGUGUGCAAGUGGAACAGGAUCUGAAUGUCACAUUUCAAGGUAUUUUACCUGCUGAGAUCUGCUCCUCUCUGCCUAUUAUCUCAUGAAGGGUUUGCAAACACAGAGCAAUAUGACAGCAGCGACAUACAAAUUCUGCAGAUCUUAUUCUUCAGGAAACAGGUGAAUACUUUGCUGCUGGGAGGAUUUUUUUUUAUUUUUUUUUGAAAAUUUUCAUAUUUUUGCUUGAUUUUUUUAUUUUUUGGACACAAAUUUUGUUUCUUUGUUGCUUUUGUUUCUGGUUCCAAACUUAAACCAAGUCUGAGAGAAGACACAACAGGGAUGGUGAAAUUCUGAUCACUACUAGUGCCUGUCUGCCUCACCCCCUCAUCACUUAACUACACGUGUGACCCGCAUACAAAUCCCCAGUACCCCUCAGCAAGGAGGCAGAGGAGAGGGGGUGGGAGGUCCUCUCUGGCUGGACAUGGUGAAUAUCCCUUGGGAUUUACAAACACUUACUGACUGAUCUGGGUGCUCACAAUAUUAAAAGGGGGCUGGUGUGUCUGUGAUACCUGGAACUGCCCUGUCUGGGACCAACAGGAACCCCCCCUCCCAAUCUGUCAGCUCUGACGUCUAGAGUGGACCCUGCAAUCCAGGAAUAUGAACAAGAAGACCAGACGCUGGAUCUUUCACAUCUUUCUGAGUCUGGGGAUUGUCUACAUCAAAAUUGGGUAAGUAACGUAAUGUCACAGACAAAGACUAAAGAGCUACUGACAGGGGCCAGUGAUUAAACACAAAGGACCAGUGACAGGAUCUAGUGAUGAGAGUUAGGGAAGGAAUGGUGGUAGAGAAGAUUAAGUAGGAAUCAAGGAGCAGUUGUCAGGAAUCACAUUUCAUUGCCAGUAAUCAGAAGCCCAGUAAUAGGGGCCAAGACCAUUAAUCAGAAGCCCAAGGUCAGUGACUCGGGGACCCAGGAAAAGUGUCAGCCAUAUAGAAUCAUUGUUACAGCAAGGUAGCCCAUAUUCAGAGGCUCAGGGGAUUAUUAUUAGUGACAAGGGCCAGCACGCACUGAAAGUUUCCUGGGUACUUUGCCAUUCAUUCAUUUGAAACAUUAAGUAAAAACUGUGAUUUCCUUCCUGAUCCCUCAGAAUACAUCUGGCGGCAACAGGUAACGAGAAUCCCAGUACUUCAAAAAGCAUCCAGCAGCUGGAUAUACAAAACUUCUUAUACCUCACUUUAUGUCCAACAGCUGCAGGUUCUCUAAGGAGCCAUCUAGUACCUGUAGGUACGGAGCUCCAUAAUCCCUUAUCAUGCAUCCAGCUGCAAGUACAGGUCUCCCUAAUCCCUUAUCAUGCACCCAGCUGCAGGUACAGGUCUCCCUAAUCCCUUAUCAUGCAUCCAGCUGCAGGUACAGCUCUCCCUAAUCCCUUAUCAUGCAUCCAGCUGCAGGUACAGGUCUCCCUAAUCCCUUAUAAUGCACCCAGCUGCAGGUACAGGUCUCCCUAAUCCCUUAUAAUGCAUCCAGCUGUAGGUACAGAGCUCCCUAAUCCCUUAUCAUGCACCCAGCCGCAGGUACAGGUCUCCCUAAUCCCUUAUCAUGCAUCCAGCUGCAGGUACAGGUCUCCCUAAUCCCUUAUAAUGCAUCCAGCUGUAGGUACAGAGCUCCCUAAUCCCUUAUAAUGCAUCCAGCUGCAGGUACAGGUCUCCCUAAUCCCUUAUAAUGCACCCAGCUGCAGGUACAGGUCUCCCUAAUCCCUUAUAAUGCAUCCAGCUGUAGGUACAGAGCUCCCUAAUCCCUUAUUAUGCAUCCAGCUGCAGGUACAGGUCUCCCUAAUCCCUUAUAAUGCACCCAGCUGCAGGUACAGGUCUCCCUAAUCCAUUUUAAUGCAUCCAGCUGUAGUUACAGAGCUCCCUAAUCUCUUAUCAUGCAUCCAGAUGCAGGUACAGAGCUCCCUAAUCCCUUAUCAUGCAUUCAGUUUAUUAUGGUACAGAGCUCCCUAAUCCCUUAUCACGCAUGCAGCACCUGCAGGUACAGAGCUCCCUAAUCCCUCCUCCCUUAUCAUGCAUCUAGCUGCAGGUACGGAGCUCGCUAAUCCCUUAUCAUGCAUCCAGCUGCAGGUACAGAUAUUUAUGAUCGUACAGCAUGCACCCAGUAGCUGUAUGCAAAAAGCUUCAUAUUGUCUGAUGAUGUCCCCAAUAGCUGCAGGUGCAGAGAUUUCUAAUCCCUUAGUGUAAAUACCGUAGUUUGUGGUACAUAAUUUUGUACUUAAUAGAUACCCUGCAACUGCAGUUACAAAGUUUCCUAAUUCCUUAAAUUGCAUUUUACAGCUGCAGGUAAUGAGUUUCUCAGCCCCCAGGAUGCAUUUAGUUGCUGCAAGGGCAAAGUCUGACCCCUCAGGUGCAUUGCACGAGUGCAGAUACGCAAUUUUAUAUUACCUUCAAGCAGUUAUAAGUACAGGGUUUCUUUAUUGACUAACAUGUACCCCACAUCUGCAGGUGGUUGGAAAACAUUAUUGUUAAUGUAACUGUGCACAUGCAAAUACCAGACUAUAUAUAUCUCAUGUAUCAUAACACGUGUACACCACAUUGCUUUACCUGUAUCUGCAUGUGUGUAAUAGUCAUUGGUAUGUGCUCAGUGUACCACUGCAUGUCUGCUGGUGGGAGUUACCACAAUGAGUUCUCAGUGAAUGAGACAUAGUACUAACUUCAGGUCCCUCACCGACUGUAUUACGUGUAUAUAUUAAUCAGUGAUAUUAAUCCAAGGAUUGAUUUCUGAGAAAGAUAGUUGCUAACAGCUAGACUAUGGCUCGUUCUGUUUUCCCCACAAGGAAACAGAUAUUCAGGCAUUGAUUGAGUUGGGUUUACAGGAUCUCAUCUGAUUUACUGAAUUAAUUGAUUCUCAGACAUCACUGAAUCAAUUAAUUAUAUCUGAAGGGAUUCAUUAGUUUUUAUGGACCAAUAAUGUUCCACUCCGGAGGUUUCUCUAGAACGCCAAGGAAUGUAUUUUCUUGAUCUCUAUAGAUACGUUGGUCGUGUCUGUUUCUGGACUCACUUUUGAAUGAGUUUACAUGGUUUCGAGAGAUCUACUUUGUAAAUUUUCUUGAUCUCCAGGGAUAUAUGUAUAAUGUUUUCUGGAUAUGUAAUGGUAGAUUGGGGGCAAGAUGCUCUGAAGAAUGGGUUUGAUGGGUCUUUCAAGAUCAACUAAAUAAGUUGAGUUUUUUUUUUAUUCAUUUUCUCCAAUUUUGGAUUUAAUUUGGGAAAAUUCAAAGUUUAGUGAAUAAUCCUCUUAGUCGCUCACCAACACAUUUGUCAGUUUAAUUCGAGUGAGUUGUAUUUAUAUGUUAUGUUAUACAUUAUAUAUCCAACUGUUUUAUUUUCUUGGCUUAUAAACUAAUGUUAAAAUAAACCAGAGCUUGUGGCAGAUUUGUUUUAGAAUAUCUAUUGCAAGCCGUCAAAGUGUGCGUUUCAGGACUGCAACUCCAAUAGUUCUCUGAAAAUCUGCUCAGCACUGUUUGUCCAAGUCAAGAGCUCUUAUAUUCUAAGUAGACUUACAUCCUUUCCAUAUUUCUGCUCUUACUCUCUUUAAUUUAUAGUUCAGGAUGUUUCUUCACUUUUUGGCAGGGGACACAAGUUUUUUUUUUUAAAUCUGUGUUAUAAUUAUAGAAAAAAAAACUAACUGAUAGGGAAAAGGCGAGGUUUUGAUGGGCAUACAAUUUACACAAUCUUUCCUCCGUACGUCAUAUGUCUUUAUUAUGGACUGCCUCUAGGAAGGGUUACAAACUUUUACUGACUGAUGAUAAUGUGUAUAGUGAGAGCUAGCAGACCAAAUAAAUAACAUGGAGUGAACUGUAACACAGGCAAAUAUUUUAUUCUCUUUGCUAUUUAAAGUUAAAAAAAAAUCAAUGAAGGAGACAGGUUAGGGAUUAACCACGUGAGUGUGAUUAUUAUCUAUAAAAAAACACACACACACACUCUCCCUCUCUCUCGACUGUGGGACAUACAUGUCACAGCCUGCCCAAGAUUAAUGUGAGUCACACUCCUAAACUAUUUGUGGCCUCUGAUAUUAAAUCAGUCCAUCUCCCCUGCCUGCAUACUGGCUGCAUUUCCCAGGACAUACUUGAAAACGAGGGAAAUCUCAAUGUAUCUUUCCUGGUAAAAUAUUUUAUAAAUAUAUAAAUACUGAGAACAGUGCUUGGGGGAGAGAGAGGGAGUCUGUCACUCUCUAAUCCUUAUCCACAAAACUUGUGCAAGGAGGGAGCUGCAUUAAUGACAGCAGAUACAGUCUUGGAGUGUGACUCUGAUCAAUCUUGGGCAGGCCAGAAAGAAAGACUAUAAGAGCAGUGCCUUGCUUCCUGAGCUAACCUUGUAAGAGAUUUUUUUUUUGUAAUACUAAAGUGGCCAUGGUAUUUGGAGUAAUCCUUUAACUCACUAUGCUGAAUUAUACAUUUUAUGUCAACUGAAAAUGUUUUGUGUUACUUCUGAAAGAAUGAUGCAUGAUAUUUGAGCCUGUUCAUUGUCUAUCUUUAGUAAACAUGAUGCCAUUAGAACAUUAAAUGCAAAUGCCUGUCAAUGCCACACAUCCUUCUGCCAUUCACACCGUCCCUCAUGCAGUGUACAUUGAUAACUGUGACUGGACUGCAAAACUAACUAGGCACCACAUUAUGGUAGGUUCGUAUAUGGCAAAGCAUACCUCAAUGUCCUACUUCUCCAGCUUUAAACCAGUCAAUUAACAGCUAAAAUUGGUACUUGGUACUGAAGGCCACUUGGGCAUGAGUGCAGGCUAACCGAGCAAGAAUUAACCAUAAGGUGACUCUAGGUAGCCAUAUAGUGCCCACAAGUUAGACAGGGGCCCCGAACGGUGACUUUGCUUGUCCCCAUCAACCUACCCUACGUGAAUAAUGAAAAGGGGGUCCUAAGCAGGUGACCUGCCUGUGGGAUCUUAAUCCUCUGGUGACUAGGAACAAAGGUUGCCACCUUAAAGGUUUGCCUGUAAUUGUUUACCAACCUGUAAUGAGGCACUGGCUGCAUGAAUAACACACUAUAUGAAGAAUAGAUGGUUUAAUUUUCUGUAGCGUGAAGAAUUUCAGUGAUUUCCCAAGUUUACCCUUUAGCUCACAAGUAGCCCAGGGACUUUUGGAAAAAAAAAGGAAGACUUAUUAGAAGAAUUAGGAAAGGGGCUAUUAGUCUAACUCUUCCGUUAGGUUGUAACUAAUGUAUAAAGUUUGUUAAAUAAUGUAGACAGAUAGGAUAUGAACCAAAACAAGGGGUGUCAAUAUGGUUCAUAUUUCCUUCAUACUUCCUUCAGACGAGGGGGAGAAUGUGCUAAUGUAUAGGUUGGGCAACGUUUUAAAUCUUAUCCUCACGUGAACUCCCACAAAUAAGGUUCUGUAUAGUCUUGUAAGGCAAAUUCAGCAUGAACCUACCCAAUAGUUCUAUAUAAAAUAAGAUAUUUCUAUCCAAUUAUUUCCAGGAUAUUAUUAGUUUUUUUUCUAUGCUGCCUAAGCGUUUUAGGAAUAUAUUUAUAAAUAGAAUUAUAUAUCACAUGUUUAAAGGGUUACUCCAAGCAUCAUAACCACCACUACUGCCGUUCCACAUUAAUUGUGCAAACCGUUUUGCAACAACCCUCUUACCUUGGUCCUGCCAGAUGCUGGACUCCUCUCCUGCUGGCUGUGAUGACAUUUGCCUUCUGCAUCAAAGGAAUUAAACUAUGCAUGUGCAGCAUUUCAUAGUAAAAUGCUACAUCUACAGACUCCCAAGACCAUAACCACUUCAAAUCAGUGAAGUGGUCAUGGUGCCUUAAAUAACCCUUUAAUCUUCCAGACUGACAGAGUUUAAAAAAAUGUUUAUAUCCGAUAAGAUUAAAUAUACUAAAAUUCAACUGAUUGUUAAUGGUCUGUAUGAAACACCUUUAACUAAACUUAGCGAAUUUUUUUUUUUUUUGUCACUGUAUUUUUAGAAGUUGCACUGUUCUAGGUGUUUUCAUGACCGAUAGAAGGCUAGUUUCUGCAGUAUUCUCAGCUAAACAGGUCACAUUUCGCUACCAAGCACGUCAUAGGCAGCCAUCGAUACAGUCCAGCCACUAAAGUAAUCUGAAUCCAGCCGCUAACCUGGUCACUAGUGAUGUCCUGAACGGUUCGCCACGGACUCAUCAUUGAGUAAACUUUGACCCUGUACCUCACAGUCAGCAGACACAUUCCAGCCAAUCAGCAGCAGACCCUCCCUCCCAGACCCUCCCACCUCCUGGACAGCUCACUAAGAAUGCAGCUUCACAAUGUAAAAUGAAUGCUGUCCAGGAGGUGGGAGGGUCUGGGAGGGAGGGUCUGCUGCUGAUUGGCUGGAAUGUGUCUGCUGACUGUGAGGUACAGGGUCAAAGUUUACUCAAUGAUGGGUCCGUGGCGAACCGUUCAUGGCGAACCGUUCGGGACAUCACUACUGGUCACGCAUGAUUAUUAACCUGUUCACUUCAAGCCAGAAACCUGGUUAAAUACUGCCCUUAAAGGGAUGUUCUAAACAUUAAAUCAACUUUGGAUUAGGUAGGGGGUUUUGUUGUAUAAUUAUCAGCCGGGGAGGUGUGGCUAGAGCUGCAUAAACAUUGCAAUUCAACUCCUAAAUGGGAGAGAAUUGAGCAGUGAGACUGCUGGGGCAUUAUCUAUACAACAAAACAGCUGUAUCAAGCUAAAGUUGGUGCUUUAGCUGAUAAAAAAAGAUCAAAAUACACAGACCUGGUUACAUGUAGCCUUCCUGCACAAGUUCAUACAUGUAUGCAGUGCUGUGUCAUCUGCGAGGCUAACAAGGCAUUUGCCUUGGGCAGCACUUUCCAGGGGGCAGCAAAAAACGCCGCCUCCAACUGCCCAGGCAAAUAACUUGUUAGCCUCAUUUUAAAGGGGCCCAAGAGCUGGCCGACUGGCCACCAUUGGGCCCCCCGAGGCAGACGACCACUUGCCUGUCCAGUCCACAAUUUAUCCAAAUCCCUCUGUAGAGAAGUUAUAUGUUCAGACUGUAUUUUCGUACCUAGAAUUGUGUCGUCCACAAACACCAAUAAAUGAUUUUCAAUGUCCCCUUCAAGAUUAUUUAUAAAUAGAUUAAAUAGAAGUUGACCCAGGACAGAAUCCUGAGACUCGACACUUACCACUCUUAUCCAAUGUGAACAUUUUCCAGUUACAAAUACUCUCUACACUAAUAUUAUUGGAAGUUAGUUAUCAGAAUGAUGGAUUAUGAACAUUUAGUUCAUUUCAGGAAUUACUGAAAUUGUGUUUAACAUUGGAUAUGGUUUUUGCCUAUGUGACCAUUACAUUCUCAACUUCACUUCAAAGUGAUCACAUGACUCUAAAUCCAGUAAUACCUAAAAAAAAAUGUUCUCUUAUCAAAUUCUCAAAUAUAGAGAUAACAAUUUCCAAUGCUUUCCUGGCCUUCAAAAUCCCCGACAUUCAGUUUUUGAAAUUUGCUUAUUCCCCUUCUUUUACAUUUUGACAUUUUAGAAAAUGUACUUUGAUAUGAGAGAACCCUAUGGAUUUCAUAUAUCUUUAUGAAAACAACUGAUAUUAUAUUUCAUUCUAUUAUUAUUAUUAUUGCCAUUUAUAUAGCGCCAACAGAUUCCGUAGCGCUUUUCAAUAUUAUGAGAGGGGGGAUAUAACUAUAAGUAGGACAAUAACAAGAAAACUUACAGGAACAAUAGAUUGAAGAGGACCCUGCUCAAACGAGCUUACAGUCUAUAGGAGGUGGGGUAUAAGACACGUUAGGACAGGAAAUAUCAAUCAAAUUAGGUGGGAGUGAAGCAGAGCUGGAGGAGAGAGUAAAGCACUGCCCUAUAGGAGAGAGCAAGAGAUAGGUAUGUAAGGUAGAGGUUACUCUGGGAGGACAUAAGCUUUAAGGCCCUUCUUAAAUGAUUGAAGACUAGGGGAGAGUCUGACGGCAGUAGGCAGGCUAUUCCAUAGGAAAGGAGCCGCCCGCGAGUUGGCCGUACGGGUGCGAGCAGCGGUCAGGAGGUGGUCACGGGUAGAGCGGAGGGAAUGGAUCAGUGAAGAGAUAUAAGAGGGGCUAGAAUUGUUCAGUGCUUUAAAAGUAUGGGUUAGCACUUUGAAUUGACUCCUAUAGGAAACAGGGAGCCAAUGUAAGGACUGGCAAAGGGGUGAGGUGUGAGAGGACCGACUAGAGAGGAAAAUCCGUCUAGCUGCAGCAUUCAUUACAGACUGUAGCGGGAUAAUACAGCUUUUGUGGAGGCCAAUCAGGAGAGGGUUACAGUAAUCCAUGCAGGAAAUUUCUAGAGCAUGAACAAGCUCCUUGGUAGCAUCUUGUGUAAGAAAGGGGCGGAUGCGGGCUAUGUUUUUAAGUUGGAACCUACAGGAUUUGGCAACAAACUGCAUGUGAGGCUCAAAGGUGAGGCCAGAGUCAAGUAUGACGCCAAGAUAGCGUGCUUGCAAGGAUGGACUUAUGUGGAUAUCACUGACUUGAAGGGAGAGCGAGAGAGGAGGAUCAGUAUUAGGAGGAGGAAAGACAAGGAGUUCAGUUUUAGAGAGAUUGAGUUUCAGAAAGCGCGAGAACAUCCAGUCAGAGAUGGAAGAAAGGCAAGAAGUGACACGUUGCAGGACGGCAGGGGAGAGGUUCGGGGAGGAGAUGUAUAUCUGAGUGUCAUCAGCGUACAGGUGGUAGUGGAAUCCAAAAGAGGCAAUAAGUUUGCCAAGAGAGGCAGUAUAAAGAGAAAAUAUAAUAGAAUUCUAAAAUAAUAAUAAUAACCAAGUAUUUAACCAGGAAAGGUACAUUCAGAUUACUCUGGUUUUCAAGUACGUCCUGGGGAUGUUACCUUAGCCCAACAUCCAGGGGCUGUUACUAUUACCCAAUUUAAUGAUACUCCUUUUAUCUACCUCCGGGAUGCUGGGAUUUGCACCUGCAACCCAUAUACAUUCUAGCUAGGUUUUGUUGUAUCUCAUAAUAUUUUAAAUGAUGUGCUUAGGUUAAAUGAAAAUUUUUCAUGAGUUACUCAGAAAACAAAAAUCGACCCUGUAAAUAUUCCUGAUUAGAUUGUAAGUUAAUUUGGGCAGGGCCCUUUUCACCUACUCUUCCCAUAUAUGAAACGUAUUUUGUCAGAAUUAAUUGUUUGUCUUGGUUUAUCAAUCCCACAAUGUUCCAAGAUAUGUUGGCACUAUAUAAAUAAUUGUAUAAAUAAUUGCACUUGUUUAAAUCGUAAUUUCAUUGGAAACUCACAAUAGUUAUGUUUUUUUUUUUCUUUUUUUGUGUCUUCUUUAUGAUAGAGGAUUCUCCUCAGUGGUGGCCUUAGGGGCCAGUGUGAUCUGCAAUAAGAUUCCGGGAUUGGCUCCUAGACAGAGGGCUAUCUGUCUCAGCAGGCCUGAUGCCAUCAUAGUGAUCGGAGAAGGUGCACAGAUGGGUGUCAAUGAGUGUCAGUUUCAGUUUCGGCACGGGAGGUGGAAUUGCUCUGCGUUGGGAGAAAGAACAGUCUUUGGAAAAGAGCUGAAAGUGGGUAUGUUACAAAUGAUUUGAUACUGCAGGUCUACAGCCUUCUCCCAUUAUUCUGUUAACAUUAUCAGUGCCAGCAUUCAAACUAUUUAAUAAUUAUUUAUCAAUAAUUUAAUUCUUAAUGAUUCACUUAAAUUCUUCAGUUUAUAAUUAAAUAAGCUAUUUCCAUCCUUCCCUUUAUCUUUUUACAUUACAUUAAUCUGUUUUUAAUUUAAUGUAAUUUUUAUUUUUUUUAGAUGAGACUUUUUGCUACUUUGUUAUUCUGCGUACGUAUUGCACAUGAUUUGUUUUCUUAUCUAACCAAGAGCGUAUUUGGAAAUAAUGUGCCACACUUUAAAAGGUAUCCCUUAGAAACAUAUUCUACAGUGGUUUCUACCCUUGGCACUAUUGUGAACUAUUUCCCAUGAUGCUCAGCUCAGACAGCCAUGACACACAUUGAUUGAUGUAGUGAAUGGUUGAGUAUCAUGGGAAAGGUAGCGCACAAAAUCUGGGGUGCCUGGGUUACCCUCAGUGUACGUUAAUUGAGUUUAAUCAAAUGAAAGAUUCUGGGCAGUUUGAAUUAGAGACAUUAAUAUCUUUCUUUGAUAUGUAAAACAGUUACAUUAUCAAGCUGAAUUAAUUCAGUCACAGUUUACAGUGAGCACUGUUUUCUUUUUGAAAAUUAUCUUGCAAAAUCCUGCGAAACUUUCUUGGCUAGCCUAGGCAACCUAAAACUUUGUGAAGUACACUUCCCAUGAUGUGUCAAGGAUCAGGAAAGAAAUACUAACCAGGAGACCCUAGUCAGACAAUUAGACUCAUGAAAAGGAUAAUAGGACCAUGUUACCGGUCUGUAGAAUGACCAGGAUGACAAAAAGCAUGUAAUAAGGUGACAAAUAAUCAACCUGUGAACAGCUAAUGUAUUUAGGGAAAGCUGAAGUCAAAGGUGCCAGAAAUCAGAGAAAAUUCUAAGCCAAAGCCAAGUCAGGGGUACCAGAGAGUAGGGCAAAUGGAAAGCCAGCCAAAGUUAGAGCAAAAUAUUACAGUAAAUAAGCUAAAUGGACAAGAUAACACAUUAGAGCAUGGUAUUCUGGCCAAUUUAAGGUGUUUAACUACUGCCAGAAAUGGCUGUCACUCAGUUGUGCCAAAUGAUGGUCAUGCUCAGGUGUACAGGCGUAGAUUGGCACUCAUGCAUAAUUCUUGGUUUCCUAUUUUAUGAUAUUAUAUUAUUUAAGUCUGGGUGCAAGCAACAUUGUAGAGAGUCUUCAGGAUAGGCAAGAUCAGACACUGGUAAGCCAUAACAUUAAAACCACCGACAUUGAUUAUAUGAUUACAAUGGCACCUCUCGAAGGGGUGGGAUAUAUUAGGUAGCAAGUGAAAAGUCAUUUCUUGAAUUUCAAAGCGGGAAAAAUGGGCAAGGGAAACAAUCUGAGUUACUUUGACAAGGCCCAAUUAGUGAUUGGCUAGGUGACUGAGCCAGAGCAUCUUCAAAACGGCAAGUCUUGUGGGGUGUUCCCAGUAUGCAUUGGUUAGCACCUACCAAAAGUGGUGCAAGGAAGGAUAACUGGUGAACUGGCUUCAAAGUCAUGGGUUCCCAAAACUUGAUGCAUGUAUUGAGCAAAGUCAUCCCGUCUGGUCUGAUCACACAGAAUAGCUCAUAUUGCUGAAAAAGUUACUGCUGGCCAUGAGCUAAAGGUUUCAGAACACACAGUGCAUAUCACGCGUGAGUGGGGGCUUUUAAACUAAAGGGAGGACCUAUUGUCCCCACCACCCCCCACCCCUGAGCGGUGGGUGUGGGCCCUAAAUAUUAAUAAGGGGGGGACCUAUUGUCCUCCCCCCAACCCCCACCCCUGAGUGAAAUCCACCAGAGUGCUCUGUGUCAUUUUACACAGCGUCGGAAAGUUCUUUGGAAUUUUCCCAUGCUGUGUAAUUUGACUCAUAACACUCUGAUUGGUUACUUAAUCCACCAUAGUGUUAUGAGUCAGGGGUGGGGGCCGGGGGGGAGGACAUUAGGUCCCCCCCCAAUUGUUUUUUAUUUAUGUACCCCACCCACCACUCAGGGGUGGGGGCCGGGGGGGGGGAGGACAGUAGGUCCCCUCAUCCACCGCUCAGGGGUGGGGGCCACGGGAAGGACAGUAGGUCCCCCCCAAAUUCUUAUUUAUGGCCCCUACCCACCGCUCAGGGGUGGGGGGCUGGGGGGGGGGAGGACAGUAGGCCCCCCUUAUUGUUAUUUAGGGCCCACACACGCUGCGCAGGGGUGGGGGACAGGGGGAGGACAGUAGGUCCCCCCCAAAUUCUUAUUUAUGGCCCCCACCCACCACUCAGGGGUGGGGGCUGGGGGGGAGGACAGUAGGUCCCCCCCUCCACAUUCUUAUUUAGGGCCCCCACCUGUCACAAAGGCCGAACCCACCGGACCCGAACAUCCAGGUGUCCGCUCAACUCUAUAGUGGAGUUAGAUACAUUAUUCAGCAAUUUUCCCAGCUCAGAUACAUUGGCCUACAUGUUGUAGCCUUGUAUACAUAUUGGCCCUAUUCACGGUCUUCCUAAAUAACCCUCAUUAGGUUUCAACUAAAUUAAAUGUUGCAUGUUUAUUUUCCACAAAAAUUCAAUCAUGGAAACAAAUUAGCUUCCCUUUCUUAAGAUGGCAAAGGGUGUAGUGCAUUUCCUGGCUAAGAUAGUCUUGACAUCCAUUUUCCACAAACGGAGAGCAUAAACAGCAUCCAUGACAUUAGUGAGAUAAAUUCAAAAACAGAUAUAAAAUAAAAAUAUACACUCCACUGAAUUUCCCUUGUUUGUUACAAAUCUCCAAGGUACGCAGGGCCCUCAAGCCAACACGUCUUACCAUUGCUUUCAGUAGGGGUGCUGUGUACAUCCCAUAAUGUUCUAUGAAGCAAGUGUUUGUGGGAUAUACAAUUGUCAGCUUUCUACUGAAAUCUGUACAGUAAGCCAAAGUAGCCGAUAUGACAGAGAAUUUUUCUAGUUUGGCUAUUUUGACCUUAAAAUUGAAAUUCACUUUGAAUUUUCACUUUUUUGAAUAACCCUGUGAGACUACUUAGAAACAGCCGUACCUCUCAACAUUUCAAAUGGACAAAAUUCCAAUUUUAGGGAUGUGAGUGAUGGUGUGGCCAGGGGUAGGCUAAUUACAUAACAAUUUCUGUUAUUAAAAUGUUAUUAGACCAGGAACAAUGUAUCUUAUUCAAACAGACUGAUUUUUAUACAAAUUUAUUGAGAAUGUUUGCUGUGGAGCUCUGUUAUGUACUCAGACACACCAAUAGUGUGAAGCUUCAAGAAAAGAGGGACAUUAGAAUAGAAAAGGGGGGCAGGGGCAUUUGGGACCUAGGGACUGCCUCUCCUAAACAGAAGCAGUUUCUUUUUUCUCCCAUGAACUUGUGUAUACACAUGUGAGCAACUGUUAAGCUUUCUUGCAGCAGUAGUACACAUGUAAGAUUUUGUGUGGGUCAGGGGAACAAUAUUUUUCUUCAUGAUACAGAUUUUGGCUUGGUAUACUGCAAUUACUUUUCUAAAAAAUGUGUAGGGCUUGGUUUUGUUUUUCUAAAAAGGUUUACGAAGAUUGUAUAUGUCAUGCACGAGGACUGUGGUUUUUAUGAUAUUUUUUUUUUUGUAAAUUUCAAAGUUUUUAUUUAUGUUACAUAUACUUAUAUUUUUUAACCUGCUAAAAUGAAAUAAAAAAAGUAAAAAAUCAAGAAGACCAUUGGGAUUUCCUUGGUCAUUCCAUGUGUGGUUUUUAUUGAUGUUCAGUGUUAUUUCCUCCUAAUUUGAAUUAGGGAUUCCUUAUUGGCUGAAGGUGUUAUGGUAGUAAUGUAUAUGUAUGUAUGUAAUUAAAUACAUAUAUUUAUUUUAAUUUGUGUUUUAUUUUUUUAAGGUUUAUAAUUGUGGAACACCUCAUAAUGAUACAUUUAAAGUAAAUUUAAAUGAUAUCUAUUUACCAAAAUGUCUUCUAAAUUGAAAUGUGGCAGUGUUAGUGCCAGAGGCACUGGGCAUUCCUUUGGUACUCUAACUUUUUUUUUUUCCAAUGUGUUUUAUUUUAGGCAUAUUUUUUUUUUCAUCAUCGUAUAAAACAGAAUACGAGGUAUAUCAAGGGGUACAGAAGAGAAAGGGGAAGGGGGGAGGGGAAAAAGCAGCUUAUAUAGGUUUACACAUAUCAUUCAGUACAGUACAGUGUAAUACAGUAUGGAACAGCUGACAAUGCAAUUGUCUGGUAAUCCGUGGUAAGAGGACAUUAUAGGCAUUGUAGGCACUACAAUUAACAUGUGAUCCUCAUAUUACAUAUUAAAGGUGAACAAACAUUUUAAAAGUGAACAUACAUUAGAGCAUUCUGGCUUAAUCGUAGGAGGGCUGCUAUAUGAGCCCAUGGAGUAGGAGGGGGCGAAACCCGAAUGGGGUUAGUGGUCGGACUACGGCACCUGGGGCGUCUCCCCCUCUCUAUAGAGUACCCAACUUUGCCAUCUUAAUUUAUACCUACUUUGGCUAUAUGUCAGCCGGCUAGCCAUACGCUCAUAAGCAUGGAAUGAGUCCAGCCUGCUGAGGAUUUCUGGCAUUGUUGGUGUCAGUGGUGAUUUCCAUCUGUGUGCUAUGGCAGUUUUGGUAGCCAUGAGACAGUGAAUCAUGAAAGGGAUUGCUUCCGUGGGAAGGGUAUUCGGAAAAAUAUGUAGAAGAAAGCACUCUGGGGAUUGGGGAAUUUGCACUCCCAGAAUUUUAUACAGAAGAGCGUGUACGUCCCGCCAUAAUGUGGUAAUAGACGUACAUGUCCAAAAUAAAUGUAAGAGGGACCCUUCGCUAUUGUGGCAUCUACAGUAUGUUUCCCAUUGAUUAAGGCUAUGGGACGCCUGUUUAGUUAAUCUUUGGGCGCGAUGCCAUAAUUCAUUAGAAAAAUGCUUUCCUAGGUCUGAUUCCCAUUUAGACAUAUACGAUGGUUUGGACAGUUUGUCUUGGAGCAAUAGAGUGUUGUAACAUAGAGAUAAUGCUUUGGUUUUUGGAAGCUUGCCCAUGCAUUUGUGGAUGAAGGGCGGUAUAGAGUCGGGUUCCCUCAGGCUAAUCCCGCUCUUCUGAAUUAUAUUUUUUAAUCUGAGAUAGGAGAAUAAUUCCCGUGAGGGGAUGUGGAAUUCCCUGAUCAGGUCUGGGAAGGGCUUGAUGCCUUCAGCGGACAGUAGGGAACGAACUUGGGUGAUCCCCUUCUUAAGCCAGUUGUCUAGGUGUGUGUUUGAGGUUCUUGUAGUCAGGGCUUGGAGUGGAGCAGCUAGGAGUAGGUCGUUAUUUCGUAAGAAGAGCGGUGUAGUUUGCUUCCAGUUAUGAAAGAGCGCGACUGUGGUGGGCAGCAGGGAUGUGUCUUUGGGAAGUUUUGACCCGGCCCACAGGGAAAGUGGGAUUGAGCCAUUAGGUGUGCAGGCGUUCUCCAAUGCCAGCCAUAUUGGGGGAGAGGGGCGUUCAAGGAUCGUAAGGCCCUGGGCCAGCAGGGACGCCUUAUAGUAAAGGGAAAUAUUGGGAACACCCAGACCUCCUUUUGUGAACGGGCGCCAUAGUGAGUUUUGCGCUAUCCUGGGGGGUUUUCUCUUCCAUAUAUGAGCAUUGAUCAUGGCCUGAAAUUUCUUUAGGAGCGAGUUGGGGAUUGUAAUGGGAAGAGUGCGGAAUAGGUAUAAAAUGUGUGGGAGGAUCAUCAUUUUUACAGUGUGGAUACGUCCUAACCAGGAGAUCUCCUUCUCCUCCCAGGACUUAAGGAGUUGCUCUAAUUUGUGAAUGAGUGGCAGGUGGUUUUCGUGCGUUAUUGCUGAGAGCCUCGUUGGCAAUUUGAUACCCAAAUAUGAAAUGGAGGAGUUCCGCCAUUCAAACGGGUAUAGCGUUUUUAGAGGGUUUAGAGAGGUAGGUGGCAGUCCCAGUGCCAACGCUUGUGUUUUUUUGGCGUUGUUUUUAUAGAACGAGACCUUACCAUAAAUUUCCAGCAAAGUUAGUAAUUUUGGUAAAGAUUUUACUGGGCGUGAUAAGAAAAGAAGGACAUCGUCAGCGAAUAGGGCUAUUUUUUGAGUCCCGAUGGGGGUAGAUAGGCCUUUUGAUAUGUCUAACCAGUGGUUCCAUGCAAAUUAUAAAGAUUAACGGGGAGAGGGGACAGCCCUGUCUAGAGCCAUUGGUUAUUUGGAAAGACUGAGAUAGGAACCCUGAAUUGAAUACUUUGGCUGCUGGAUUGGAGUAUAGGGCCAUAAUGCCUUUCAGGAAGUCUUGUGGUAUGCCCACUGCAGUUAGGACAGCCCUCAUGUAAGACCAAUUAAGGCGGUCGAAUGCUUUUUCCGCAUCUAGAGCUAGUAAAAUGCCAUUUUGGUUGCUUUUUUGGGCCCAUGAGAUGAGGUUCAGGAAGUGCCGAGUGUUAUCCCCCGGUUGUCUAUGUGGGACAAAUCCUGCCUGUUCUGGGGAGACCAGGUCCCUCAGGAGGGGUUGGAGGCGGUUGGCUAGUAAUUUGGCAAAACGUUUAAUAUCUGCGUUCAACAAGGAGAUUGGUCUCAGGUUGGCGCAUUCGGUGGGCGGUUUGCCGGGCUUAGGAAGUGUAACGAUAUGGGCUAGCAACAUUUCUUUCGGUAUUGUCCCUGAGUCCCUGAAGGAGUUGAAGAGGUUUGUGAGGUGUGGAGUUAGCUGUGUCUCAAAUGUGGAGUAAAAGUGGUUGGAGAACCCGUCUGGGCCCGGAGCUUUAUGUUUGGGCAGUUUGCGAAUUGCGUUUCGUAUUUCUGCCUCUGUGAAAUUUGCUGACAAGGUUGCGCAUUGCUGUGCCGAUAGGUGCGGCAGCGCUGCUCCCGUCAAAAAGGUGGCUAUUUCUGGGUCUAAUGGUUGGUGUAAAGUACUGUCCUGUGUGAGGUUAUAUAGUCCCUUGUAAAAAUUAGCUAGUUCGUCUACUAUAUCUUGUGGGUUAAACAACUUUGAUCCAGUGGACGAGAUCAUGUAUGGGAGUUUAGAUUGUAUGUAUCGGGAUUUUAGACGUUUUGCGAGUAGUUUGCCUGCCUUGUUCCCUUGCAUGUAAUAGGCGAGCUUUAAUUUGCGGAGCUGUCGUUCCACAUUUAUCAGGGAUAUGUUAAGUAUUUUGUCCCUUAACUUUUCAAUAGUAUGGGAUAGCUUUUUAGAUGGUUUGAGUUUAUUAAUUUGUUCUAAGGAUUUAAGUUGAGAAAGUAGAUUAUCUGACUCGGUGUGGGAUUUCUUUUUGUUUAUUGCGCCUGCCUGAAUUAGUAGGUCUCUUAGCACGGCUUUUAGGGCCAGCCAUUUAGUGUCUAUGCGUGUGCUGUCGGAAAGGUGAUUCUCGAAAAAUGAUAUUAUGUUAUCCCGAAUUUUUGUAGCCGUAGUCUCAUUGUCAAGGAGGGAUUCGUUUAAACGCCAGGCACUGCGCCCCCGUGACGGGAACAAGGCCCUAAAAGUUGUGGUUACCGGCGCGUGGUCGGACCAUGUCCGGUCACCUAUUUGCACUUCUAUUAUAUUGGAUACCGUAUUUUUAUCUACCCAGCACAUAUCUAUACGCGAGUAUGUGUGAUGGAUUCGUGAGAAAUAUGUGUAGUUUCGUUCUUUCGGGUAAAGGGAACGCCAUGAAUCGUAAAGGUCGUGCCUGUGGAGUAGCGUGCUAAGGGUUGCGCUCAUUGUGUUAGCAAGUUGGAGAGGUUGUUUGUUUGCUAUUCGCUUAAUGUCUAAAUCGGGGUCUAGCGUGCAAUUGAGAUCGCCACAGAUAAUAGUGUGCCCCACACGGAUAGUAGAGAUUUUAUUUAGUGCUCUUCUAAUGAAGGAAAUUUGGGAGUUGUUGGGUGCAUAAAUGGAAGCGAUCGUAAGUUGCAUUCCAUUCAAAGAUCCUACCACUACAAGGAGCCUGCCCAGCUCGUCUACAUAGGUAUUAUCAAGAUGAAAGACCCAAUCAAUAUGGAACAGAAUUGCCACUCCUUUUGUUUUGUUUGGGGCAUGGGCAUGAAAUACCUGCUGAUACCUGGAUGAGCUCAGAUUGGGGGGGUUUCUUUUGCACAUGUGUGUUUCCUGGAGGCAAACUAUGGCAGCCUGGGAGGUAUGAAUGGUCUUAAUCACAGAGCUCCUUUUAAAUGGGCUAUUUAGGCCGUUAACGUUCAUAGAGAGACAUUUAAAUUGGUACGUCAUCUUAAACGGAUAUAUAAUAGAGCUUGUUAGUCACAGCAUAUUGUCUGCCAGCGACACUCAUGGGACCUGUGGUUAGGUGGUGCGUAGUGUAGAAUAAGGGAAGAUCAGAUGGCUGAAUACGUCCUGCACAGACAUGGGACAACGUAGCUGCCAAGGGGAUGGGAAGGGGAUUAACAGGAAAGACAAAAUCAACAAACAAAGGUAUAUACAUUAACUCUCUGGGACGAGAGAAAAUACUGGGAUCCAGAGGGGAGCCUAAAGCUCCAAACACCUCGGAUACCCUUGGGGGGUCGUGCGGAACAGGACCGCACCCGGACCAGAGAGGAGAAUAUGCGCGAGAGGGGCUGAAACCUGGACAGCAUUCUCGCCUGUGCCCCCUCCAAAUCUCUGAAGUAAUGUAGGGGAGAAGGGCAACGGAUUUAUGGUAACUUAAUCGGGAGUACUGUGGCUAACUGGUGGAAGGGGUUUUUAUUUUUUUAUUUUUUUUAUUUAUUUUUUUUUAUUUUAUUUUUUUUGAUAUAUAUUUCCCUCUGUUAGGCUGAGCAUGGUCGAUAGUGUAUCUUAGGACGUAGUCAUAAUUCUCAGGAGGCGACCAUUUGACCAUGUGUGUGCUUAGCGUUCCACGGGGAGGGGGGGGCCUUGGGAGACCUAGCCUUGGGCUGUAGAAUACAUCAAAGAGUAGAGGCAGGGAGAUGCUGUCCUAGAUGGGGUGGCUGUUAGCGUCGAGCGCCAACCAUCUGCCAGUCUGGCUGGGAUCUCUUCAGGGUGGUCGAGGCGUCCGGUUGUUGGUGGGUGGUUUCUUGUUGGCCCCAAAGUCCCCAGUGUUUCAACGUGGAUAGACCUUUCAGGGGGUCAUCUAUAAUGUGGAGCUUAUUCUGCCGCCAGAUCAGUAGUCUCGUAGGAAAUCCCCAGCGAUAAGCCUGAUUGUGGUUGCGUAGGGUUUUGGUAAUGGAGGAGAAUUCUCUGCGUCUUGCCAUAGUGAGGGCCGAUAGGUCCGCAAAGAUAGAGACAGCGUUAUAUGGGUCGGGCAAUGUGGCUUGGGCUCUAGCGGCCUUAAGAAGAGCCUCCUUGGCUUUAAAGUGAUGGUAGCGCACGAUAAUGUCGCGCGGGACGUCCGCGCCAAAUCUGGGCGGUUUUGGAACCCGGUGGGCUCUGUCCAGCUCCCAGGUUACAUCUGAGAGGUCAGGGACCAGCAUGGUACUUAGUGCGGUGAUGUAGGCCGAGAUCUGGUCUGUUGAUAUGGACUCUGCUACUCCCCGGAACCGCACGUUGUUUCUGCGAGAGCGGUCCUCCAUGUCCGCCAUUUUAUGCCAUAAUUUGAUAUUAUCUUCCUCUAGUUUCUGUAUUCUAUCCGCUAUCAGAUUGUGGGAAGAGGAGAGAUCAUCAGUUUUGCGUUCGACCUGAUCGGUCCGGUCACCCAGCUCCUCUAGCUCUUGGUGGAUGCCCGCCAAGGAGGUGGUGAAGUCCUCUUUAAUAGUGGACCUGAGGUCCGCGAGCACUUGUCUCAGAUAUUCCUUUGAGAAUUGUGAGUCGUCUGAUAGCGAGUGCGUGGGCGACUCGGUGCAGGGGUCAGGGUCCGGAGACUGAGCUCUGCUGGCGGCGCCAUCUUGGGCCUGCUUCAGUCUUUUCCUCUUAUGUUGGCGGACCGCGUCCGUAAGUUUCGUCUGUUUUGAGGGAGACAUUAGGAGCCGUGUAGCCUUGUCCCCCGCUGGUUCAGGGUAAUCCGGCGAGAUUUCCUCGUUAAUAGUGUUUAAUCUGGUCCGGGUGGUGCGGAGCUCCUACUCCAUGCGACCGAUCUUGCCGGAAGUUGGACACGCCCCCACCAGUGGUACUCUAACUUUUAAUUAAACAUACACUACCAAAAAGGAUUAUAUUGCAAUAGAGAAUGUCUAUUCCCCUACUUAGUAUUGUAACUGGAUAUCAUGUUAGAUUGCUAUGAGCUUUAGUUUUUUUAUUCUGUACAACUGACCUGUAUUGGCACAUUGCAGUUAUAUGUCUGAAACAUGUAUUAAGGUUUGUGUACUGUUUUAAAUGUGUGCCUCAAUGCUUUUUUUUUUUUUUUUAUAUUUGAGUAUGUGCAUAUUAGUGUAUGUUAUGAAUCAGAUGUAGCAAGGCAAUUAGCUUUACGUGACAAUCUUAUUGUUACUAUCAGUGUUUUAUUUGGGAUCAAUAAUGUUGCCGUCAGAAAUACUUGCAGACCCAACACGCAGUGUGUAAAUUAUGAUAUAAGUAUAAACGUACACCGGAGUGGCCAGGCUUAGCGUACAGAAGACGCUUUGGUCAGGGACAAGCUAGAGUCAGGGACACCAGAAAUCAGCAUUAACGAGGUGCAAUAGCCGAGUCAAGUAGUAUAGAUAGGAGAAUAGUCAGUAAUAGCUAACAUCAAAAACAAAGACAAUGAGAUGUAUGUAACACGCUAUUGGGAAUGAAAACAGAACCACAACAGGGCAUGGAUCUGAGCUCUAGCAAUUAACUAGAUAGCCACGCCCCCAAAAUGUUUGAAGUUUAUGAUUUCAUCAUCGUCAUUACAUUAGCAUGAAAGAAGGGGGGCGGGACCUGAUGAGUGUCAAGGCUACAGUCCUGGAUGAAACACAGAGCAUCUACAAAUAUGUCUCCCAGAGAUGUACUGCUAAGGGAAUGCAUGAGACAACACGAGAGAGCAUACAGAAAAUGAGAUGGUUCCAUGGCAAGACAAACCUCUUUAUGGGGUGUACCACUGGCAGAUAGUGGAUGUGUCUCACAUUAGGAAACCCUGUCAGUGGUUGGAAAAUGCAAGACUGAAAGACAGCACUAAGAUACUAAUCCUAGCAGCACAGGAACAGGCACUCAGCACCAAAUCAACCACACCAAACAGGACCCAAGGUCAGACUGUGCAUAGAAUCCUACUUCUGAGACAUUACAGCACAUAGUAGAUGGUUUUAAAAUGCUAGAAGGGACAACAUACACUGAGAGGCACAACCAAGUUGUUGGGAUUGUGUACUGAAAUAUUUGCACAGAAUAUGGUCUGGACCUGACUAAGUCCAGAUGAAAGAAACCACAAAGGGUAGUUGAGAAUGACAGGGCUAAGAUUUUCAGAUCCAGACAGACAAGAAAGUUGUGGCCAACCAGACUUACAUCGUUGUGGUAGACAGAAGAAUGCAGUGGUGGUGGAUGUAGCAAUACGCUUUGACCAUAAUAUUAGGAAGAGGGAACAUGGGGAGGUAGACAAAUACCAAGGACUGAAAGAGAAGCUAGAAAUGAUGUGGAAAGUGAAGGCAGUACUAGUCCCAGGGUGCAGUUCUAGGAGCAGCUAAUAUACUGGGCAAUACCCUCAGAUUCCCAGGCCUCUAGUAGAAGAUCCAAUAAUAAGGAAUACACAUAAUUAAUAUAUAUAUAUAUAUAUAUAUAUAUAUAUAUAUAUAUAUACACACACAUAUAUACACACACACACACACACACACAAGCAGAUCUAGGUUCUCGCUCCAUGUCCAGGAAUGAUUUGUUCCAGUAGCCCACUUGUUGUGAGAUUGCCCUGGUUCCUUAACAUCUGACACACCUUGCUAAUCUGGGCGACAUCCGGCGUCCGAGCCAGCAGCCGACUCCACUCAAGAUUUCAAUCUCCCUCAGUGUUGAAAUUUGCCUCUCCAGGUCUCCAAUCUGAGCUUUCAGAAAAGCCACUCGCUCACACCCACCACAGAUGUAUGGACCCUGGACAGAUUCAGCGAGGCAUGCAGCAGGAUGUGCACUGAGUAGAACUUGCAAUCUUGCUAGCACUCAUCCCCAGUUACCAAAAACACAAGUGAGCAAAACAAUAUUUUCCCUCUUGGUUUAAACUCACUUAUAGUUGAAACUCCUGUUGUUUCAUCUCCUACUUAAAAGAGACUACUUGAAAUAGCCUACUUUCAAGCAAACUCCAGUGAGUAAGCUCAGUGAGUCAGUAAUAGGUUAAUAUUGGCACUACAAAUCCCACACAGGUGGAAAUUAAGGGGCACUGCCCCUAAUUAACCCAGCAGCAGCACCCACAAGGAGAGGAAUAUAAACAGCAAGAGGGAAAAAGAAAAAGAAGGAGAAAGUUUUAAACAAAAACAGCAAGGAGAAAAAUAGAAAUAUUAAAAGGGGACAAAGCUUUAAAUAAAAUCAGCAAAAAAUAAAAAUAUAUAAGAAAAAAGGAAAACGUUUUUAAAUUAAAACAGCAAAGAGAAAAAUAUCAAUAAAAAAGGACACAUUUAUAAAUAAAAUCAGCAAAGAUUAAAAAUAUCUAUAAAAAAGAUGGAGAAAAGUCUCCUCCCUUCGGAGACUGAGCUGCAGGGCAGUAUUUCAACAUGAUAACAACCCCAAACACACCUCCAAGACGACCACUGCCUUGCUAAAGAAGCUGAAGGUAAAAGUGAUGGACUGGCUAAGCAUAUCUGCAGACCUAAACCCUAUUGAGCAUCUGUGGGGCAUCCUCAAACGGAAGGUGGGGGAGCACAAGCUCUCUAACAUCCACCUGCUCCGUGAUGUCAUCAUGGAGGAGUGGAAGAGGACUACAGUGGCAACCUGUGAAGCUCUGGUGAACUCCAUGCCCAUGAGGGUUUUCAGGCAGUGCUGGAAAAUAAUGGUGGCCACACAAAAUAUUGACACUGUGGGCCCAAUUUGGACAUUUCCGCUUCGGGGUGUACUCACUUUUGUUUUCAAUAGUUUAGACAUUAAUGGCUGUAUGUUGAGUUAUUUUAAGGGUACAACAAAUUUACACUGUUAUACACACUGUACACUUACUACUUUACAUUGUAGCAGAGUGUAAUUUCUUCAAUGUUGUCACAUGAAAAGAUAUAAAAUAUUUGCAAAAAUGUAAGGGGUGUACUCACUUUUGUGAGAUUAUAUAUAUAUAUAUAUAUAUAUAUAUAUAUAUAUAUAUAUAUAUAUAUAUAUAUAUAUAUAUAUAAUCUUUAUUUCCAUCUUGGGGACCAUUAAGAAAGAACAGUGCAUAUAUACCGUACCCAUUAUCCACCAUAUUUCAGGAAGAUGACAGCACCAGUACCCAGCAUCACUGUGAACAUUAUUGUGUCGAAACUUACCUCUGCUGCACUCCUCAGCCUGGUUAAUUCUUCAGUAGCAAUUACUGGGGUGAAGCAAAAUGGGGCUUUCACCAUCUCACAAUGAACAAUGGCUACACAGACUAAAUAAAUAAAUAAGUAACUUAUGUGCUGGAACAAAUUUUGGAAAAAUACCACUCAUAUAGUAUUCAUAUUCUUUUAUUUCAUGUGUUCUAGAUUACUGUCACUCUCACAAAAGCAAAAACACAUCAGUAAUCUAAAACCCAAGUUGUAGUUUAAAACAAAAUCUAUGUUUUAUGUAUAAGUUCAUAUUUAUAACAUGCUAACGAGACGCAAUUGUCAUUCAGCUAUGCAAAGGUCCUGCGGGUACAGAUUUCGGAGCUUAAGGACAUUGUUCCUUUUUUUAAAGCUCUUUGUCUGAUAAGUUUUUAGAAUCUCAUUGUAUUUAGGAACUUGCAAAACAUCCAACAAUCCCUUCACAUUAUAGAUUACUGUUUUAGAGAAAAGGGAUAUUAUUGCUAGCCAGCGAACCAAUUUAUUCACACAGGAUUUUUCUCAAAACUAGAGAAUGUGAACUGAUUUGAUUAAACACUGAUUAUUACGACCAUAUUUAAAGAUACUUGGACUUAAAUGAAACUUCUGCUGCUGUGAUUUCAAUUAUUCUGUUUCAGUUAGAUAACUUUAGAAAGACAUUUAUCAUUUGUAUCAGUUUCUAGUUAAAAUUUGUAUGUCUGUGCUAAAUCUGUUUCUUACACCUAUCUCGGAUAUUGGUAACUUUCAUUUUUUUUUUUUUUGUAAUGGGUCCCUCCAGACACCUAAAGUACUUUAGCUUGCUGAAAAGCUGAAAAGCUUUAUGUGUGAAGAGUGUAUCCUAUUUUUUUCCCCCCAUUUUGUAAACAGUAUAUAUUUCAAUAGAAACCGAUACUUUUAUAAAUUAACCUGGUUACACCCCCUUGGUUUAUUAGCAGACAACAGGUCCUGUUACUUCCUGGUUUGGUUAGCUCAGUGGAGAUAAACUCAAGAGGCAUCAAUUGCUCAGAGUGUCUGCCUUGCAAACACUUCUUAUUGAGCUGCUUUGGGAAGUCUGUGAUUGGACAGCCACAUGAAUCUGAGCAGAGUUGGAAGAAGAGGGUUUACAAAACAUGGCCCAAGCACACAAUGUAUUGGAGGAGGAGAAACAUGGUAUUUGUUUUUCCUCCUCACCGUACUAUGUUCAAUGGCAGAAAAGAAUGGCGCUUAUAAAAAGUGUUGACAGGGAGCCAAAAUAGAAGCCCUCAGUUCUAAGACAGAGCAACAUGGAUUUUAUUUAUUUUUUGACCUCACAAACACAUAGUUGUUAAAAAUAGGGAGUAAGUAAACAUAGAAUUAACAAUCUAGGUAAAUGACUGUUCCCUACAAUAAACUAUAGCCUGACUCUAUCAAAGCAGGACCACCAAUGUUUCUCGUUUCCUGUAUUUAAUGUCGAUGCAUUAUUGUGUUUUUCAGGUAGCAGGGAAGCAGCUUUCACAUACGCCAUCAUCGCUGCUGGAGUGGCUCACGCCAUAACUUCUGCUUGUACUCAGGGAAAUUUGAGUGACUGUGGCUGUGAUAAAGAGAAGCAAGGACAGUUCCAUAGAGAGGAAGGAUGGAAAUGGGGGGGCUGCUCUGCGGAUAUCAGAUAUGGAAUAGGGUUUUCUAAGGUUUUUGUGGAUGCACGGGAGAUCAAGCAGAACGCAAGGACGCUCAUGAACCUACACAAUAAUGAGGCUGGGCGCAAGGUAUGAAUCUGUUAGAAUAGAAUGGUAUUGUUUUGUUAACAUGGUAACAUUGUAUAGUAAUAUUGUUUGAUAGUGAAUAUUUAAUGUAAUUAGAUCUGCAAUAUUGUGUUGUCCAACACUUGCAAGAGUCUUCUUGAUGGCCCGAGCUUCUCACAAGCUUACUUUAAAUCCCACCAUUUAAACACCCUGGAGAAAGUAGAAUCAACAAAUUGCAAGAAAAGUACAUAGCAACAAGCAAUGCCACAACAGUGAUUGCAAGCGUAAUGGUCAACAUAUUAGAGACAUUUGUUUGGCAUAAUAUAACAUUGCACAUUCUAAAAUAAAAUAAUAAUACUAAACAUAUAGGUAACAGGCUUGCUCAACGUGUCUAGGGACAUAGUGGAGGACAAGCUGAUGGUUAAUGCCCUAACAAGUAUGACUAAAAAAUCUUAGUAAAUAGGCAUUAACACUAAGGACCCUCCAGACAUCGAGCUGUAAUGCUACUGGGUGUCUGGGUGUAUAAGGGAGAUGCUGCAUUCUGAGUAAAACAAAUUAGGAUUUAGUAGGUAGUAAUGCUUAACUGACUCAGGAUUCAAGGAACAGAUACUUGCCAGGCUGUCUAUCAUGCAGUGUGCAAAAGCUAGACAUGCUAAACUGUUGUACCCAGAUUGUUGACAGGUGCAUAGUAGAAAACAUAAAACAUGAGUAAAAGUAUAGAUCAGGGUGUUGCAGUGGAUGUGAUCUAUUUGGAUUUUGCCAAGGCAUUUGAUACAGUUCCACACAAUAGAUUAGUGUUCAAACUCAUGGAAAUCGGUCUAGAUGAAAAUGCUUGUUCUUGGGUAGAACAUUGGCUUAAAAACAGAGUACAAAGAGUUGUCAUUAAUGGUAAAUUUUCAACCUGGACAGAGGUGGAAGGUGUUGUGGUGUCCCUCAGGGGUCUGUUCUGGGACCCCUUCUAUUUAACAUAUUUAUAAAUGAUCUUGAAGACCGCAUUGAAAGUCAUGUUUCAGUGUUUGCAGAUGACACCAAACUUUGUAAAACAAUACAAUGUGAGCCAGAUAUUACUUUGCUGCAGAGGGAUUUAGAUAGACUGGGGGACUGGGCACUCAAAUGGCAGAUGAAAUUUAAUGUUGAAAAAUGCAAAGUUAUGCACUUCAGCGUAAAGAAUACACAAGCAACGUAUACCCUUAAUGGAAGCGAAUUAGGGAUAACAACACACGAAAAGGAUUUGGGAAUUGUUAUAGACAACAAACUAUGCAACAAUGUGCAAUGUCAAUCAGCAGUGGCCAAGGCCAGUAAGGUGUUGUCAUGCAUGAAAAAGGGCAUUCAUUCUCGGGACGAGAAUAUAAUUUUGCCUCUUUAUAAAUCACUGGUAAGACCACAUAUUGAAAAUGAUGUGCAAUUUUGGGCACCUGUUCUAAAGAAGGAUAUUAUGGCACUAGAAAAAGUGCAGAUGCGGGCUACAAAAUUAAUGAAAGGAAUGCAACAUAUCAGCUAUGAAGAAAGGUUAACAAAUUUAAACCUAUUUAGUUUAGAAAAACGUCACCUGAGAGGGUAUAUGAUAACAUUAUACAAUUAUUUUCGGGGCCAAUACAAACCAUUGUGUGGAAAUCUAUUCACAAACCGGACUUUACAUAGGACACGAGGCCAUGCGUUUACACCUAGCUGUAGAGAAGCAAUAAGCGGUUCAAUUCAAUGGUCAUAACUGGCUUGUGAGUCCCAGGUAAAGCCUGUCUGGCAUCAUAUUCAAUAACAUUUUUAAGUAAAGGACUUAUGCCAGGAGAUAUGUCUGGAGCUUAGACAAAAUUACUUGUGUUAGGCAAGGCAUGUUUAGUAGCAGAGAUAGCCUGUAAUCAGGUCUCAAUGCAAAGUAUGAAAGUCACCAGUCUGUUGUAUCACUGCAGGUGACGGUCAGCUGUGCGGUCUAACUCGUGGGUAGUCUCAUGGGCAGUCCGAUUAGAGUUCCAAGUGAGUGUUGAGGCUUCUGUGAGCUGGCCUUAUUGUCUGGCGAGUCGGUGGACAGCCGAUGCCUCUACUGGGCAGAGAGGUGCCUGGCGUCUGAAGUGUCUGUACGGCUUCUGCAAGCCUGGCUCCCCCAACGGCUCGGUGUGGUGUGUCUGUUACCCUUGCUGCAACGCGCUGCUCGGUUUCAGCCCUGGGUCGCCACGUGGGAGCUCGUUGGUUUGUGGUGUUGUGCUUUGGCAUGAUGCCGGGGCCUUGGGGGUACCCGGCCCUCACCUUACCCAGUUUGUGGAGGUGGGUGUGUAUGCCCGGGUCGGUGAGGUUCGUUUCCCGCCCUGUCGUGGGUCGACGCCUGUGUGGCAGGACUGCCUCCCCGAAGGUCCACAGUGGGUCUCCAUAUCGGCGGGUCUCCACCGCCCGUGCCGCAUGAGGGUAGAGCACUCCCCUGUCGAACAGUAUCCCGCAGAAGGCCAAGCAGAGCCGGUCUAGGGCCACCAGAGGAUGAGGUUGCUCCUGGGUGUUUUUGUUUGUUUUCUUUAGUUGUCGGCCAUCUUGGACACACUCUGGCCGAUUGGUUCCGUUGCUGGUUGUCAAGAUUGUCUCCUUUGCUUUCGGCGUUAGCCUGCUUGUCUUGUGGGGAUCGAGAUAUCCCCCACCGGUCAUGGGGGGAGGGGGUAGGAGGUCAGUAGUGCUUUCUGGGGUAUCUGGUGUCGAAGAGAGCGGCCACCUCUCCCCGGCUCCAACUCCUGCAGGCCUCAAUUUGUGUUGCAGUCUAUGUGCCCCUACAGGUUCCAAAAGGGUAUCCCCCGAUUCUUUGGAGCUCCCCCGACAUGGGUAGAGCACCCUGGUAGGUCUUUCGGCUACACAGCUGCUGAUAUUGCCCUAUUUUCUGCUCGCCUGCUGGGAACUCCUUCCCCACUCGUCUGUUCAGCUUGGCGGUCAGACUUCGCCCCCCAACUUCCAUUUUUUUAAUUACAUUUUUUUAAGUUUUGUCAGCUCUUUUAACAUUUGGUUUACACAACAAACCUAACACCUUAAAGGUGAAAAUAUGUUGUACUGUUACACGAAAAAAUUAUCUGAAAAAGUACCUAUUCAUCCUAAUUUUUAUGAAACCAUUAAAUAGGAUGAUAUGGUGUGGUACAAUGCAUAUUGUACAAUUCAGAAGUUACUGUUUGAAAACCAUCACAAUGUGUUAGGGUACAUAUCUGAACAAAUUACAUCAUGAAGACCGUUGACCCCUCAAAACAAGCCCAGAAUGAAGUUUUGGAGCUUCACUAGCAACCCAUGGUUGGGUUUAAAAAAAAUGCCCGUAACGCUGAACAGGAAAAUCCAUAAUUCUAAAGUAGAAGAAAAAAUGAUUGCACAAAUAUUACUCUGUUUAGAGCAAGCCAUCCAGUGGAACUCUGUGUCCAUAUAAGGAGGACGAUAGGAAAAGAAUCAACCUUGAGGCCAGUGGUAAAUUCUAAAGGACCUGGAGGGAUCAGCAGCUGAGAUGCAGGAAACUAUCUAUUGGACAACUGCUAGCUGCGUACUCUGCAAAGUUAUCCUUUCUGGGUCUAUGACAAGAAGACUACCAUUCCUGGAGAAAACAUACAAACUUUUAUUUGAGGUUUGCAAAAUGUACAGCAUUAGUUAUACUGAAGUGGGUAAACAUUAAAAUUAAGAUUUAUGUCUUAGAAAGACCUCUGUCAAAGCCCAGACAUCAAGCAGAGUGAGAAACUAUGGAAAAAUUGGAAAAUUGAAAAAUGCUCCUCAUCCAAAUUGAUAAAACGUGAAGAAUUUUGUCAAGGUGAAUGUUUAAAUGAUCCAAAUGUGCACAACUGGUAGACACUACCCCAAAAGAAAUGCACCUUUAACAGCAGCCAAUGGUUAUGCUACCUCAAAAUGGCAAAAGUCUUUUUGUCUAAUUUGUUUAAUUCGCUUUUUGUUGUUUAAUUAACAUUUGUGUCACUGUGUGUUAGGCAUGUUGUGUAAAUCUAAUGGUAAAAUCCAGAUAAAAUCUAUUUUAAUUCCAAGUGGCAAACCUACAAAAUGUGGAAAUGCUCAUGGGUUGUCAUUACAUAUGUAAUCAUUUUUAUGCAUACUCUACAUUGCUUGUACAGAUGGCAAAUAAUCUUUCCUAUGAAAAAAAACCAAAAACGUUUUGUGUCAUUUAAUAACCUUUUCUUAAAUUGUAAGCAAUUUUAUCAGGGCCGUCAUCCCCUCUUGUGUCUAAAUGUCAAAGCUUGUUUUGUCGCAACUAUUCAUAGCGUUUGUUUAUUUGCGGUAUGCACAAGGAAAUAUGUUUAUAAAUAAUGAUAAAAAUGAAUAGGUGAGGUUAUCAGGUAAAUUGGUUACUGUACAAACUUCCUUGUGGGCCACCUUUGAACCACAUACUCUUAACUGGACAUCCAUUUAAAUUGUUUUAAAUUAAUUUCUCCUAUUGGUGCCUUAGUACGCUCAUAUUGCACUGUGUUCCCUUUCUGGGUAAUACACAACAGUAUAAAAAAUAUUAUUGUAUGCCAAAUACAGCCUAAUAAUUUUGUCAUUGGUAGGAGGCAAAAAAAAUGUCUAUGCAAGAAACACUUUCUCUUCUAGAACUGGUAUGCACAAUUCACUUUUUCUUCCAGUAUCAGAUCAGGGGAACUAUUCCAUUAUCAGAAAAAAUUUAAAGACCUGCCUUUUCUUCUCAUAACCCCUUAAAGGGGCACUCCACUGACAGAAUGUAUAUUUAUUCUGUCCGUGGAGAAUUAUAUAAUAUAUAUAUAUAUAUAUAUAUAUAUAUAUAUAUAUAUAUAUACACACCAUAUUUUUCGCUCCAUAAGACACACCACACCAUAAGAUGCACCUAGUUUUUAGAGGAGGAAACCCAGAAAAAAAAAUAUUCUGAACUGUCCAUAGUGUUUCUUAACACCACCACUCCCCUGUCCCAUAGUGUUCCUUACCACCCACUCCCCUCUCCUGUCCAAUUGUGAUCUUUAACGCCCCUCCCCUGUCCUAUAGUGAUCUUUAUCCACCCCUCCCCUGUCCCAUAGUGAUCUUUAAACCCCCUCCCCUGUCCCAUAGUGAUUUUUAACCCCUUCUCCCCUGUCCCAUAUAGUUCUUUAACCCCCCCCUCCUGUCCCAUAGUGUUCUUUAGCCUCCCUCCUUGUCCAAUAGUGUCCCCCCCCUCAUCCCAUAGUGUCCCCCCCUCGCCUUGUCCCCUAGUGAUCUUUCCUUCCCAUAGUGUACCCACCCCUCCCCUUGUCCCAUAGUGUCCCUUAGUUACUUACCUGUAUUGUAGCGUGGGCCGGCAGAACAGUGCGCACCACGUACAGGAACUUAAAUUUCAGUUUCCGGUUUUUGGCUGGACUGAAAGGAAGUGUGCACACUGAGUGCGCACUUCCUUUAAUUUUUUAAAGGCUUGCAAAAUCUGCAAUUCUCAUGUUUGUGUAGCUUUUGCAAGCCCUCCCCUUCUUUCCCAGCCCAGAUUUUCGGUGGCUGUCCAAUUACAGACUUCUAAAUGCAACUCAAUGAGAAGUCUUUGCAAGGCAGGUGCUUUGGGCAAUUUCCUCCUUCCUGAGCUUACCUAAACAACCAGGAAGUUACAAAAUGACUGUCUUAUUGACAGCCAGGGUGCUGUAACAACAUUAAUUUAUAAAAGUGCCAAUUUAUAUUGAUGUCCGCACUUUAUAAAAAAUGAAAGAAAUACAGAGUACACUUCACACAUUAAGCACGUCAGUAAGCUAAAGCUUGUUUGUGUAUUUAACCUUUGUUGUUCAUUUCCAAUAGUUACAAAUAUUAGAGCUAUUACAAAGUAAGCAAUGAAAAUAAGAAAGUUAAAAAAUCAGGCUAGAUUAAGGUUUAUGUAACAUCUGCUUCAGCUAUCACCAUUAUGAGGAGUGGAUACAGUGCAGUGUACAGUGAAGCAUGAGAGCCAAAUAAGCAGAUUAUAGGACCAUGAGACAAUGGACGGAACAUUAGAUGAGAAAAGUUAUAGUAAUGGACUGUACUGUGGCUGAUCAUCUUUAAUUGCGGAAUUACAACAUUGUUUCAUGAUUUCAAGACAGUGUUGGAGUUUCAACUUCAUUCAUCAUAUAUAGGGAUUGCGGGCAGUUGUACUAGAAAGUAGGUGAACUUUAACAAAUCGACAUUGUUCUAGUAAUAUGUGUUCCCUUAUUCUUUUGAUGUUUCUAUCUCUAAUAAAAAGCAAGUAGUACUGCUUCAAUACAAAGAGAAGAGAAAUUUGAACUGUAUUUAGACUGCUGGAAGCUGUCACUUCUUUGGAAUCUUAUACCAUUGUAUGAAACACUGAAACUCACCUAUAAUUUGUGUUAACCGUUUUACAUACAAUGCUCUGUGUUCUUUUAAAUUUAUAUUAAGAUUUAUUUAUUUAUAUUAAGAUUUAGUAACUGACAUCACCAUCCAGUUCAGACAAGGUAAAGCCAGAACAAGUAUUGGAAACUAAGAAGAGAAAUAGGAACAUAUUAUAAUUUCUUGUAUUCUCUGUAUGCUCUCUCUAUGCUGACUGCCAGGUGCAAAGGACCGAGCUUAUAAUAAUGGUUGACAGGGAGCUAAGUUGGAGGUGCCCAUUGACAGGAUAAAGACGUGUGGACUUCUUGAUUUAUUUUUCACACCUCACAAAUAUAUAUGAAUGAAAAGAACAAUGAGAAACAGACUAGUACAGUUAUGCACUCAGCUGCAUGCUGGUGGCGGCAUUAAGGAAUUAUUACACCUCCUUUAUACUAAUAUGGGGAUUAUACUGACCCCUGUAGGUUCUUUAUUUUAAGAGCUAGUGCUGCCAGUGGGCAAAUAUUUAAAAAAGCAUUUAUCAGCAACUUUUAGCUCUUGAAUCAGAUAAGGUAAUCUUUUAGGCAACAAAUGCCCGAUAAAUGAAAUUAAAUAAGCUCUGCGCCAUCUGGGUUCUUUGCAACACCGGUGGUCAUAGGGGGCAGAGUCUGCCACCCUCUUCCAUCGGAUCCUCCUCAGCUCCUGGCAGCUCCCGAGGGCUGUACUCACAUGCAAGAGCACAGAAUUGUAGUCUAUGGAGUUCCCAAGAGCUUUUAUCCCUACAGCCAUCAAUGAUGAGGGAUGGGGAAAAGGACAAACAUGACAGGAGAUAGCUGCCUUUUGUCAAGCAGAGGAAAAAUAAUGAGACAAAGUAGUUUGGUCUAGUUUGGUCUCAGUAUAUUCUUUGACUGGCUGGAAUUUCAACAUAGUCAAUGUGAGUAUUUCAUAAAGAUCUUAUCUUUAUGAAAUACUCGUUUUUUUUACAUUGCUCUUUUAAAGCACAUCAGCCAAUAUAAAAGUAUAUGUAUCAUUUUCAAUAUUCAAAUCAAUAAAUAUUAAUCGUGUCUAUUUAACUGAAUCUAUAAACGGCUGAUAUGGAACCAAAAAACUCCCUAUAAAGACCAUCGGCUAUAAUUUAAUGGAGUCCUUAGUGUACAGAUUAAAGAAAUUCUUAUUUGAAGGUGUACAUAGUUUGCGGAUGUUUAAUUUAAGUAAGAGGAUGAUGCAACCCCUCUGGUAUUUUUGGAGGUCACUUUAAAUUCUGUAUUGAUGAGUAAAGAAUACUUACCCUACAGUAAUGGUUGGUACUUCACAACCACGAUGUAAUAGAUUAUCCCAUAGUUUUAUUUCCCUCACAGUAGAGCCUUUAUCCACAUCUCUUAAAUGUAAUAUCAAAAGAAUGCUAGAUAUUUAUUCCAGAUUAAAGAUCUGCUAAAUUUUAUUAAUUUUUUUUUAAAACCUUCAAUAGAGUAAAAGUUUAAACAUAUUGUUGUGAGUCUGAUAUUAAAACUUAUGCACUUUAACGAUACAUGGCAUCUUUCAGGAUAACUCUAGAGUUCUGUGUGAACCAUUCAGGCUACCAACAUAUUUACUCAUUAUCUAUAGCCAGUGACUAGACUCAAACUAUGGCCCUUUUUACUAUUGGACGGCUGGCAGGGGUUAGCCGGGGCAGCUAGCAUGUAGUAGUUUUGGGCUGCAGCCUUCUUCGUCUAAUUAAAAGUUGCAGGAGGUUUAUUGGGAAGUCUGUUGGCAAUUUCAUAUAGGACAAUGGAAGCAGGGAGGAAUUAUUUCUUAGCUUAGCAUUGUGUAGGUUUGUGCAUUGGCUUGUGGGCUGCAAUGCUAAUACACUCCAGACCUGGACUGGCUCAUUGGGCUGUUUCCUGGGAGAAGAUCGUACCUGGCCUUCUCCCAGUAGCCUUCAUACCAUCCCACUUUCAGGUGCUGAUUACGGUGCCCUGUCCCACUAUCCUUCUUCAGUUCCCUGGUGUGGAAACUCAUCUGCUGUGUCAUGGCAAUCCUGUUGAGUCCUAUCCUAACAAUACAUUUGGCUGAUUUCAGCUUAAAGGAACGUUCCUAACGCUUUAGUGCCCUUCUAACUAGUUUGGUUAUCUCCCCCCCUCCAAGAAGGUUAAAGGUGAUAUUACCUUUUCUCUGGUUCUCUUGUCUCCACUCUGGUGACAUCAGGGAAAAGUAUCUGGGCAGCAUGCUGUGAACUAUGCAGACCAGUCAAGGAACUCCUAUGUGGUUUUUGGGUAGACCCACACUCAUUAUGGCAUUGCAAGUGAUUUGGCUCACAUCACUGGCAUUCCCCAUCAGGGCCCUGUCCUGAUUUUCCCCUUUCAAUAGUUGGAGGUGUUAACAAGUGAUUGCAAAGUUAGAUGUGCUCAUUACCUUCGUAGCAUAUGCGUGUUGGCAUUGGUCGCAAUUGAGUCAUGGGAACUAGUCUGUCUGUCAGGCAUGAAUGGAUCUCUGCAAAUGUUCCAGUAUGUUGUACAGGUCAUACUGGUUUCAGGAAUAUGUAAUAUACAUUUACACAUGCCUAAUAUUGCCUGCACUUACCUGCCUUAUAACCAAUGUCUCUUCAAACUGAAAUAUGCCUUAUGUAUUUAACACUGAAACUACAUAACCAAAAUAGUUACCUGUGAUCUAUCCCAAAACCCAAUAGUCUUUUAAAUGAUAGUGGUUUUUGGUACUACUGCAAUGGCCAGUGUAAACUCCUCUUCUAUGUCAUGGCAAACUUGUUGAUUCCUAUCCUAAAAAUACAACUCAGUGAUUUCAGCUUAAAGAAAGGUUCAUAGUGUUGUAGCCUUCUAAUUAAUUAGGUAACAACACCCCUACCCUCCAGGCAAGGUUAAAGGUGAUAUUACAUACCUUUUCUUCCGGUUCUCUGGUCUCCAUGCUGCUGUCCAACCUCCUUCCCUGUCAUGAUGUCAGCCAAUCCAGUGCUUUCCCAAUGCAAAAUGCAGCGUUGUGCCAAUCAGAUGGUCUCUACUAGACCAUCUGAUAGAAGUAGCCACGUUUUACUUGGCUACUUUGGAGGAAGCAUCUCUAGUGGCUGUCAGAGUGACAGCUGUCAGAGUGAUGGCCACUAGAAGCAUUCCAACUGUGCAACAUAAACACUGUUUUUGCUUGCAGGGACAAGCAGACAGGCAUUGAGAUAAAGUGGUCUGGGUGCCUGUAGUGUGCCCUUAAAAGCAAAAUCUCUAAUGAGACAGAAUUAAAUGUUGUUAUGAAUCCCUGUAAAUUAGUUUAACCUAAAUAUGAAAUACACAUCACCUGAGCUCACGGUCAACCCUUUGCUAUUUACUAGAAAGUGUGCUGUAGUGGUUAUGGAGCUCGGAGUUGUGACAAACGCUCCUUCCCAUUUACGUUUGCUAUCGACUCCUGGAGGAGUGUAGAAGGUAUGCCUCCUGCCCAAGGACUAUGGUCCAGGUCUGGGACACCGUUUGGGAGUUACUCUGCCCCGCCGCCAUUAACAGCUUUCCCUGGGUGCUCGUGGUUCAGCACUUUCCCUUCAUAUGAAUGGAACCGAACGGUGGCUCUCUGGCAUGAACCAAACCCACGAAUAGUCCCAGAGGUAUUUAGCCGCGACCGCUAUGAAACUAAAUUCGGUAUGAGGACUUUGUGGGUACCUGGUCACCUUAGCCGUGAAUGUUAUGAAACUGUUUCGGCAUGGGGUGACCGUGCGGUUCACCGGACAACUUGGUUCGCGGUUUUGAACCACUUUGAAAUCCGCCAGGAUAGCGCUUUUUGGAGGGAAGGUGUCUGAGACUAAGAGGAACAAUCGCUACUUAAGAACCAGAUAGAGCACCCCGUAUUGCGGCCACAGGGGCUACCGAAAGCAAAAGCACCAAACACCCUGCAACUAUUUUGGGUAUAGGCCAAUGUGUGCGGCCGGUCAAAACAUUAACAUGGUGACGUUUCCCCUACUCUGCAUGGAUUUGAAUGCUCUUUGGAGAACUUGGGCGCUCAGAUCAGGGCUGUUUAAUUAUGAAUUAUUUGUGGGGUUAUUUUACCUUUCUAUUAUGUUUUUGGGUAUUUUUAUGUUUUAUAUUUUUUAUGUUUGCCUCUCUGUUCCUGGAAGAUAAUUAGCUCACUGGUCUUUAAUGCAAGUAUUUCCCAGGCCCAGAGAUUUCUGGGAAGGGUUUGUGCUGAAUACAAUGGAGACCCCCUGAUGGGGUCUGUGCAUAAAAGGCAGAGUGUGUCGUCUAGUUACUGGGAGGGGAAGGGCUAUAAUCACUGCUUAGAACCUUUUUCCAACUCGUGCAGGAUUUGGCUGAGAAAAUCCUUACAAGACUAGAGCUCUCAGGACUGUGUGCCGUCCAGUCCCUGGGAGGGAACAGAGCUAGUCCCCUAUCCUGCUGCCGGACGGAGAGGCUCCAGGAGGACCGCAGUGAAGCUACGCGACUGGGGCAGAAGCACUGAGGUUUUCUCCUGUUUCAGCUAGGAGGCGGUCCUUGGCGGAGGUAACCAGCCCGGGUACAGGGAUCUCCGCUACAGGAGUGUUCCUUUACCUUUUGCUGCUAUAUUAAACAAAUAUUAAAAUUAAAGUUUAGUGUUAAUUUAAACAAAUAUCUGACUAAUUUACAUGUAUCCUUAUGUUUAAUACCAAACUAGAUAUUAAUGUCAGUUAUAGGAAGAAAAAUUUAUUUUUAAUAAUUGAAGCUAUGUUUCUAUUUAGCUAACAUGGCUGAAUACUAAAAAAUACAUAAUUUCUAAGUUGGUUUUGUAAGCAAAAUGAUUUAGAUUUUGGGAGUUGGCUUUAUUUAAGGGUCAGGCACAGCACUUCCUGCAGCCCGGAGUCAGAUUCAACAAUAGUCGAGAGGAGAAGGUAAUUUUUCAUUUUGUGACAGGAUCAUUUGGCGAGAAUCAGGCAGACUUCUUUUCCAUUCUUCUUUAUGCUUCUGUUUUAUUUUCACUUUUUUUAUUUUAUGACUUUUAGUCACCUGUCAGUAUAAUUUCGCCUCCGUCCUUAGAAUAUUAAGCUUUUGUGUGGGAUGAGAUUUCAAGUGAAUACCUUCAUAGAUAGGACAUUCUUUUCCCAAUCUUUAUUUCAGCAGAAGCAUUUCUUUAUAUCUAAGAUGUUCUUAGUGUUAACUACAUAAUUGUAAUUAUACAGCUGUUGUAUAGGACAGAAUAGCCAGACACUUUAAACAGGUCCAUACUGCUUUCAAUUUUACUAUAAACUGGGAUGUACAGGGGAUAAUACGAUCAUUUCUUUUGAGUGUACUGUGCAAAUGCCACACUCACAAUUUUAGAAGAGAGAGAGAGAGUCAGCCCUAAAAAGGGGCAUGUUGAGAUUGCACACCAUAUCUAUUAUAUUAAAGUGCUUUGCUUAAGGGCUGAAUGCCCUCAGUGCAAUAUACACAAUGCUAGUGUAUCUAAUGAUGCACUCAUGCUGUGCACUAGGUAUUGUGUCCACAAGUGAAGGACACAAGAGAGCAAAGCCAGGACUAAAGUACAGACUAUAUAUUUGUGACUGUCCCACCAAACUCAGGACUGUUGGAAGUUAUGGUGAGUGUCACGGGUGGCGGUUCGGAAACCGGGACCCCUGAGUGCCUGAUGAAAAGUUGGGAGUCUCCAGCGUGGAAGUGGAUAAUCAGGUCCUGGUGCAGGGUAACACCCCCUGGUGUUGGUCACCAGCAUUUGUGCAGCCACAUACCAGAACCAUGAUGCAGUUUAAGCGGAUCCCAGGAACUAGGAGCUUGGAAUUCAGCAGACCUCCCAGGAGCUGAAUAGGGAGGCUCUGCAGCAAGAAUGUAUCCAGUACAGAAACAAGACAAGGCUAGGAUAGUCACCAAACAUGAAAACAAGACAGAACUAGUAGAACCCAGAACCAGAGAAGGAUCGGAAGCUAAACCCAGAACAUGUACACAAUACAUAAGGGAAACAUGAACAUAACAUGGGCAUGACUGGACUGUACAAGGACUGGGAUUACAAAAUGAAACAAGACAAGAUAUAAUAGGCAAAACAAGAGGAGACAUAACUAAGCACUAUAUAUGAAAAGUAUGGGGAUUUAGUUACAUUAUAUGACCAUACAUUGCAUAAGCCUGCCACAACGCCAAUGUACCCCAUAUUCGGCAGGUCCUACACUGCCUAAUGUUCACUAAAAGAACCAUACUAAACCACAAUAGCACUUACCUGCAAGAAAGGGCAGAAGGCUUGAGCAGCUGCCUGCUGGACACUGAAACAAAAGGAAUGAUGGAAAACAAACGGGUGUGGCAACAUAAAACAAACAUUUAAAUGAAACCAAGAGACUGGGAAAUCCAGGGACGGAAUAUAAGAAUGAACCCAGAAACCCGGCAUAAAGAAAACCAGACAUAGAAUAGAAAACCAAAAAAACAAGAAAAACUAAACAAGAAUUGUAAAAAGAGUACUGGACACCAGAAGCCAAGUCAGACAUCAGAACAGAGCAGAGCAGAUCCUGACAGUGAGAGAAUGAGCUGCCACUCACCCCCUACCCGUCUAGUGUAUUAGGACUGAAAGAACAAUGUGAUGUUCUGUACAUGUUGUCUAUUGAGUGUACGUGUUAUUACGAAGCCAACAAGAGAUAUCUGUUAUAAAAGAGGUGCAGUUUCUUUACAUUUGAACUGUUGCUUUCUCCCUAAAAACACCAAAACAUUAGCUCGAAAAUACAGUAUACAGCAUUGAAGAACAGUCUAAGCUGGAAAUGGAAGACAGAUCUUGUAAGAAUUUCUGGCAACAGACACCCUGGCAAAAGUGCAUUCCUGAGGAAGAGCUGAUUAAUUUUUCACUAAGAAAUAUCAGAUGAUUGCAGGAAAUUGAGACCCACUUAUUUUGGGCUUUAAUUUUAUUUUAAUAGUAUUACUUGGCAAAUUUAGUAACCUGCCUCUGCUAUUGUAGAGUUAGAGAACAGUUCUCAAACUGCACCACAACAGGUUAUGGGUGUCAACAGUACAUUUUUUUAGGGUGUGCACUCAGUAAAAAAUACUAAAUCUAAGCAUUACUGAUAAAGUAUAAAUGUUAAAUAUAAUGUACAAAAUACAGACACAGAUUUGUUCGCUCUAUUUAUCAUCAUGUGUCAGAUAUAUAUUGUUUAUAAAUCGAUGGUAAGACCCCAAACAGUUCUCUUGUAACUGUUAAUACAUAGUCUAUAAAAGGACCCCUUGAGACUUGAAGAGAGGAGAUUUCACCUACAGCAGAGGAAAAUAACAAUACAAAUUAGUACACUGCCUAAAGAGGCUGUUUUAUCAGACUCUAUACAUAUUUAUAAACAAUAUAUUUUGGAAAAAAAGAGUAUUUAAACACUAUAGUCAUCAAAACAACUUUAGCUUAAUGAAGCAGUUUUAGUGUAUAGAUCAUGCCUCCCAGGUUUCAUUGCACAAUUCACUGCCAUUUAGGAGUUAAAUCACUUUGUUUCUGUUUAUGCAGCCUUUGUAACACCUCCCCUGGCUCUAAUUGACACAGCCUGCAUGAAAAAAAAAAACUGGCUUCACUUUCAAUCAGAUGUAAUUUACCUUAAACAAUCGAAUAUCUUUCUCUGUAAAUUGAAAUGUAGUCACAUACAGGAGGCUCUUGCAAGGUUUAGCAAGCUAUUAACACAGCAGGGAAUAAAAAAAAAUCUAAAUUAAACAGAACUUGCAAUAAAGGAAGGAUAAAUUGUAGAUGACUCUUUACAGGAAGUGUUUAGGGAGGCUGUGCAAGUCACAUGCAGGGAGGUGUGACUAGGGUUCAUAAACAAAGUAAUUUAUCUCCUAAAUGGCAGAGAAUUGAGCAGUGAGACUGUAGGGGCAUGACCUAUACACCAAAAUUGCUUUAUUAAGCUACAGUUGUUUUGGUGACUAUAGUGUCCCUUUAAGGUUAUAAUAGUUAAUAUGUGUGUAAUAGCGUGUUGCUCCAAGGAGAAAUCUGACUGCCACUAGUCAAAAAAGUGCCUUUUGAAAGUACAUAUAUUUUUGUUUUUGCCUUCUUUUGAAUCAACUGCAAUAACACAGAUAUGUGAAAUGCUGAGUUUUUAUUCAGCCUUUAUGUCUAUGUAGCUAAGUAGAUAAUAUAUAACUUUAUAGUCAAGGUGUUGUAAAAACUAGCCCAAACUCUCCUAAAAGAGCCCAUGAAUACCACAAGACAGGGGAUAAGAAAAAAAAAAUGUUUCUACUCCUUGCACAUGCUUAUGCACAAGUGGAGGAGCCAAGUGCAGCAAGUGGCCUAGAAAGGUCCAGAUUGCAGGGACGUUAUCUGCCACAAAGACAGAAUAUGUAAGUAUCAAUCGAAUUACCUCAGAGUUAAAUCAAUAUCCACAAAUUAAUAGGACAGUUUACCACCAAUCUGCAGGACGGCAGGCUUGGAGGUCCCCAACUCCAUCAAGCUAAGCAAAAACAUACUGGUAGCAGCUGCUACCACAAACAUGUCACUUUUUAUAAAACAUACUGCAGCAAAUAUAACAGAGAACAGCUACAUGGGGGAGCCAUCUUGGUUCCACUUGGGUUGCUGCUCCACGUACCUCCUUCAAGUAUACUAAUAAAGUUUGUACCUCAGCUUUCAAUACUCCUGGAUCACAGUGUUUAUAUAAGUUUCAGUACAUGUUUGCUUACCUAGACUCGAGCACCAGUUUUUGUUGUCUGCUUUGAGGAUGCCCUGCAUGAGGAGACUGGGCUUGCAUUAGAUUUUGUUGACUCUGCAAUGGUGACUGUAGGUUAGUUCACAAAUAAAAUUUAACUACACCAUGGUAAACUGGAACUGGAGUGGUUUUAUUGCAAGAUAAUUUUUUUAUAUAUAUAAAAAAUUCUUGCACCAUAAGUACUACAGUGCAUUGCGUGUUCCUCUAACGUUACGGUCAUUAAACACAAUGUAUGCCAGGUGCAGAUCCAGAGCUUAAACUUUAGCAGGGUACACCACCAUAUUUUGUGACAUGGCAGUAGUAAAAGGAAAAAAAGCUCUUAUACAUAUAAAGCAGAUAUAACUGUAAACAGCGCCGCCACUACGGCAUGACAACCGUGAUGCCAUGAUAGAAGUGCGAUCUUCAGUUUCCGGCAUUUCCUCUCUCCAACUCUCACAAUCCCCUAGCAGUCAGAGUUUUGCCGCAAGUUACCAAGGGAUUGCUCCGCACGAUAUGCAGACCGGACUCACGAGAGUUGGAGAGAGGAGCUGCUGGAUGCUGAAGAUCACAAUUGCUGGGCUCCCUCUUCACUAUACAUGCACAUGGCAGCCUGCACAAUAACACUGGACAGUGUCAUUGUGCACACAUGCAUUAUUAAAAAAAAAAAGCCCCAAAGAAUGCCACCCCUGUCCUACCGCACAUAUGUACGCACACGCACACUGAGUACACUAGACAAACACACACACACACUGCAUCCCAUCCAUUAUACACAUCAUCCACUACACAAAUACACAAUGCAUCCACUAUGCACACACUGCAUCCACUAUGCACACACUGCAUCCACUACAAACACGCACUGCAUCUACUAACCACACACUACACACCUCAUGCACUACACAAACACACAGCAUUUACUAGACACACACACUCUGCACCCACUCUACACAUACUACAUCCAUGUAUGGCGCACUUGGGGUGGGCACCAGGGACCCAGACCUUGAGCUGUGAAGGGACCCCAAAAUUUCUGAUGACAGCCUUAACUGUGAGUUUUAUUGCUCCAAAGCUCUGUGAUAAAGAUAUAGAAUAUUACUAGACUUAUGCACUGGGUGAAGCAUUUUUCCUGAUAACAGAAAAUAUUCCAGCAUCUAAUUUUGGCCUAAUCUUGGCUCAGCUUGGCAGAAUUCUGGUACUGAAAAACUGAUACUGCAAAAUAUAUACAUAAUAUAAUAUUAUGUGGCCAUCUGGUUCACAGAUCACAGGUAAAAAACUAACCAAUAGAGGGAAAUCAGAAAAAAAAUCUAUAUUUAUAUAGUAUAUGUUUAUCAAAUAUAUACAAAAAAAUAUAUAGAUUUGUCUUACUUCGCUUUUUUACUUCCCUCCAUCUAUUGCUCACUUGACCUGUGAAUAAUAUCAACAUUUAGUGACUGUCCCCUAGACAGAUUAAUAUUUUUUUCCAUCAUCUCUUUUUAUUUUAAUGCGAUAUAUAGAAUCCAGAGUCACAAGCCAAAACGAACACGUCCAGCUAUUGCGUGUUUGGCUGGUUUGUGACUCAGGUACAUUUCGUCUCGAAGUUUGGGAGAAUUCAUCCAAUCACCCGAUUGGCCCUAUUUGGACAAAUUUCAGGAGACAAAUCAUGCAUAGAGCUCAUUACCAAGUAUUAUUUCUCUGGACUACCCUAUAUCACCUGUCCCCAUACGUGCCAGUUCAUUCACAUAUUGCAUAUCAUAUACAUUACUUUAGUACAUUUUCUGUAAUUUCUGAAUGUGUAUUUCACAUUCUGCAGUGUAAUGUUUGUGCAUAGCAUGAGACUGUGUUUCUAUUUCUCUGUGUGGAUAGCAAGGAGAUCUAUUUGGGGGUAAGGAAAGGGUUAAUUGGAAGAGGAAUAUGUGUGUAAUAGCGUGUUUGGGGGAAUGCAAGGGGUUACUUGGCAUGGGGAAUAUGCCAGCCUAAUUUGGGCAGGUAGAGGGUUAAUUGUCAGAGAAAUUAGGCAAUCUAAAUUGGGGAGGGAGAGGUUGAACUAGCAUGAGGUUGUAGGCUUUCGACUAUAGACUUGGUUAUUUGGCAUUGGGAAAUGGGGAAAUAGAGGUUAAUUGUCUGGAGCAGUAGGUGGCAAAAAUAAAAUCUUUCACCAGGGCCCUCUGUUCAUUAGUUCCGCUACUGAACAUUGACUUAUAUGUUAUCACUUGUAUUUGUAUCAUGGUAGAGAAUGAUACAAAACUUUGCAGGGAAUACGUAUUAUAUGUGUUUGCUUGGCUGCACAACUUUAACAGAGUACAGAUCAUAGCAACCUAAGCUGAAAACAUGUCUCUUUUUCACACCUUUCUCACACUCCCCCUUAAAUGUAGAAGAGAUGGAUUUGUGUGAAAUCUGAUAAAAUUCCGACACUACUGAGAUUACACACAAUAUUUUGUUUUCAAGGGAGAUCACUAGGGGAGAUUACGUUUAUCGGAGAACACUCAGAUUGCAUUAUAAGUAAGGUAAACCGUGACAGAUAUGUUCUGUGUCUUCUCAGACUCCGGAGAUUACUAGACAUUAAUGUUCUGAAUUAUGGAUGAGAUUUUAACAGAACAAAAGCAUAACUCCUAAAGAUACAUUUGCAUUAAGCUAGUUUUAUCAGUUUCAGUUAAUCACAGAAGCUGUUAUAUGUAUCCUUAAAUUCAUUUUAUCCUCCCUCUCAUUUGCGAUUAAAAUCUGUUUUGAGAAUAUGCGAAAUAAUCUCUAGAUUAAAUUUGAAACAAAUGAACCAUUCCAUCUAUCUGUAGAAAAAUUACAAUAAAUUCCAUUUUGUUGGACCCCCAUACCUAGAACAUAUUUUCAGUUGGAGCAGGUACCUGUGUGCUAUCAGGGAUCUCCUUUUUACAGCAUGAUUUUCAGAUAGCACAUGGGAUUAGAUGUAAAUGUUAGAGCAGCUUUAUCAGACUUUGUCAGCUAUAAUGUACAAAUGAUGGCAAACAAAUUUGGACAUUUGUUAAUUCUGCUGAUUUGGGGGAAGAAAAGUUUAUAUGAGAUCUGUAACUCACAGGUCUUUUUUCAGUGUUACUUCUUUAAAGUCUGCUUUGUUGCAAAUUGUGGCCCCAAAACUAUGAUAGUGUUCAGAGUCAGAAAGUAAAAAGUCAGGAGAGAUCUGUGAUGGAAAUCAAUUCCUGCAGCACAACUCCACCAAGAACCUUUUGUCAACUAUUCACUGAUAGUUCCUAUAGAAUGUCUGCUCAUAAAGUUCAUACGGCAGCUCUCCCAGACCAUGGCUGGGCCUGUUGGAUUCUUGGUGGGUUGAUUGAGAACCAGGCAACACUUAGUAAGGAUAGUAUUUUCCUGCCUUGACAUCAGUGGUUGAACUGAUGUAGAGAGUGCUCUGGUGCAAGAAUAGUUUUGGGACCCCUGUAGCGCUAACAUUAGAAAAAAAGGUAGAUCCCCAUCUGUCAUACAAAUCACACAAUGCUUUGACAGUUCCGGAUCUACCAUGUGCCCAUCCGUGCAGAACUGUAUUUCUGUGUAGUGUUGGCAUGUUAAUGCAACUGUGUGUUUGUAUGUACUGUUGCUAUUUGAAAGUAGAGGUGUACUUAUGUGUAGUGUUUGAAUGUGUUUGUAUGUAAAGUUGGCAUUUUGUACUGGGAUGUAUGCACAUAUACUGCCCCACUCAUACACACUGUCACAUACACACAUAUACACACAAAGAUAACACAUAUAUAGACACUGACACAAACAUGCAUAUACACACACAGAUAACACAUGCACACACUAACACAUACUCAUAUGCACACACAAAUAAUACAUACAUUUACACACACUGAUACACACAUACAUACACACAGAGAUAACCGCUAUACACACACUGACACAUACACACAUAUAUACACCUAUAAACACACACAGAUCCACAUAUAUAAACACAUUCACAUAUACACACACAGACCACAAUUUGCAUAACUUUAGCCACCCCCUGCUGAAAUACUUUUUUGUGCAGUAGAGUGGCUUCCCUGGGGUCAGGUGACAUCUGGCUAGGUCUGGUCCAGGCUUAUCCUCCUCUCUGGUCCUACCCUCUCUCCUGGGCAUCUCAUUGGUAAAACGUAAAUAAGUGACUUGUACUCACUUCCUCCCAGCACCACGGCUUCGCAUCCAGGGCCACCAUCAGGGGCUGACAACCAUGAUGUUUGUCACGGGCCCGGCAUUCCCUCUCUGCAUAUAAAUACAGCGAUGAUCGCUAUAUAUAUGUGCAGCUGCAGGCCCCGGCUCCCUGUACUUGCAGGGGGGCCCGGCACACUGCAUCUCUAGAUUACAGCCCCUUGUUCUCAUUAGCAUUACCACAUGUUACUGUGGCAGCGCUACGCGCGCCUCGCACGCCACGCUCGAGAGAGUUAAUAAGUGCGAGGAGCUAUAAUGUACAGAUGCAGUGUGCAAGUACAGGGAGCCGGGAGCCCCACCAUGCCACCGGACCACCAGGGAAGGGAAUCACCCCCCUCCCUGGACCAGGUAAGAGGCAGGGAGGGGGAAAUAACAUUUAUUACAUUUAAUGUGAAAAAAAAUGCUCCAUUUGCGCAACAUUUACACCACAUGCAUACACUAGUACAGCAUACACUCUGCAUUCAUUAUACUGGCACACACUUUGUAUUCACUACACUGACACACACUCUGUAUUCACUACACUAGCACAUACUCUGCAUUUACUACACUGACACACACUCUGCAUUCACUACAGUAGCACAUACUCUGCAUUCACUACACUGACACACACUCUGCAUUCACUACACUAACAUACACUCUGCAUUACCUAUAUCAUCCACUACACAAACAUCCUGCAUUCACUAUACACACACUACAUCCACCACACAUUCAAACACGCUGCAUUCACUAUACACAGACACUGCAUCUAAUACACACACAUUACAUCCACUACACAGACGCUGCAUCCACUAAACACAUUGCAUCUAAUACACACAAACACUACAUCCACUACAGAAACACACUACAUCACUACACAAACACACACUACAUCCACUACACAAACACUCUGUAUUCACUGUACACACACUACAUCCACUACACAAACACACACUCAGCAUUCACUAUACACACUGCAUCCGCUACACAAACACACUCUGCAUUCGCUGUGCAAACAGUAUCUAAUACACACAAACACUACAUCCAUCAAACAUGCACUCUGCAUCCAUUGCACACAUUGUAAUUUACAUCAACUGUACACACCACAUUCAGUCUUGCAUCAUUGUAAACGGACUCGGUAGGUGCCCUGUCAAGGGCCCCAAAAUUUCUGAUGACAGCCCUGUUCGCAUCUACAAGAAGUCCAGUCGUGCUGUUAUAGAGCCGAAGUGCCUGACCUUGCCCAUGAUUUGACAUGACCAUUGGGUGGCCCUUAAUGUAUAGGCAACCUGAUUGACCCCACUGAGCUUGUGAGCACGGUAGUUCUGCCACUACUUGAGGAUUAUGUCCCCUCCACAGCUCAUGUGGCAUUGAAGCAUUAACCCCUUAAGGACACAUGACAUGUGUGACAUGUCAUGAUUCCCUUUUAUUCCAGAAGUUUGGUCCUUAAGGGGUUAAGAGAUCCCCAUACUAUAUACACCAAUUGACUGUUUAUUCUUUAGAUUUUAAGUUUGUUUGGGCAGGGCCCUUGUCACCUACUGUCUUUCCUAAUGCCUAGAUAUGUAGCUAUGUGCUAUGUGCACUACUGACCUUUUAUUGAUGUGCUGGGGAAUAAGCUGCAUAUAAAAUCUGGGAGUCCAGGCCAACUCCCCGGUCUUGUAACCCUCCCUGUCACAGGUGCCUAAUUCCAGGGCCCUAUUUUACCUUGCCCUGCAAAGAGCCUCAGAAGGAAGCAUUAGUUAUUGAAUUAAUCUCACAAGAGCAGGCAUUAUGCUGCUAGAGUAGGACCUGUCAAGAAUGGGGUACAUUGACGUUGUGGCAGGCUUAUGCAAUGUAUGAUCAUAUACUGUAACUUAACACCUGUUAUUUUUAUCUGGGAGAGGUGUCUUUAAACAAGACUAGAAACAUAGAAACAUAGAAACAUAGAAACAUAGAAUGUGACGGCAGAUAAGAACCAUUCGGCCCAUCUAGUCUGCCCAAUUUUCUAAAAACUUUCAUUAGUCCCUAGCCUUAUCUUAUAGUUAGGAUAGCCUUAUGCCUAUCCCAUGCAUGCUUAAACUCCUUUACUGUGUUAACCUCUACCACUUCAGCUGGAAGGCUAUUCCAUGCAUCCACUACCCUCUCAGUAAAGUAAUACUUCCUGAUAUUAUUUUUAAACCUUUGUCCCUCUAAUUUAAGACUAUGUCCUCUUGUUGUGGUAGUUUUUCUUCUUUUAAAUAUAGUCUCCUCCUUUACUGUGUUGAUUCCCUUUAUAUAUUUAAAUGUUUCUAUCAUAUCCCCCCUGUCUCGUCUUUCCUCCAAGCUAUACAUGUUAAGAUCCUUUAACCUUUCCUGGUAAGUUUUAUCCCGCAAUCCAUGAACCAGUUUAGUAGCCCUUCUCUGAACCCUCUCUAAGGUAUCAAUAUCCUUCUGAAGAUACGGUCUCCAGUACUGUGUACAAUACUCCAAGUGAGGUCUCACCAGUGUUCUGUACAAUGGCAUGAGCACUUCCCUCUUUCUACUGCUAAUACCUCUCCCUAUACAACCAAGCAUUCUGCUAGCAUUUCCUGCUGCUCUAUUACAUUGUCUGCCUACCUUUAAGUCAUCAGAAAUAAUCACCCCUAAAUCCCUUUCCUCAUAUGUUGAGGUUAGGACUCUAUCAAAUAUUCUGUACUCUGUCCUUGGGUUUUUACGUCCAAGAUGCAUUAUCUUGCACUUAUCCACAUUAAAUGUCAGUUGCCACAAUUCUGACCAUUUUUCUAGUUUACCUAAAUCAUUUGCCAUUUGGCUUAUCCCUCCUGGAACAUCAACCCUGUUACAUAUCUUAGUAUCAUCAGCAAAAAGACAUACCUUACCAUCAAGACCUUCUGCAAUAUCACUAAUAAAAAUAUUAAAGAGAAUGGGUCCAAGUACAGAUCCCUGAGGUACCCCACUGGUGACAAGUCCAAGCUUCGAAUAUAUUCCAUUAACUACAACCCUCUGUUGCCUGUCACUCAGCCACUGCCUUACCCAUUCAACAAUAUUGGAAUCCAAACUUAAAGAUUGCAGUUUAUUGAUAAGCCUUCUAUGUGCAACAGUGUCAAAAGCCUUACUGAAAUCUAGGUAAGCAAUGUCUACUGCACCACCCUGAUCUAUAAUUUUAGUUACCCAAUCAAAAAAAUCAAUAAGAUUAGUUUGGCAUUAUAUGAGCUUUGAAUCUGCUGUUUAGUGAAUGAGUGACUGCACUGGAUGUUGUAUGUCAGGGAUGCUUACAAGGUAGAUCUUAAGAUAUUUUAAAACUACAGCUUCCAUGAUGUUUCGUUAUUCUAAAGCAUUCUAAAGGCAUGCAAAGCAUCAUGGUAGUUGUAGUUAUACAACAUAUGUGGAUCUACCUUUAGGACACCCCUGUUGUAUGUUGUGUGGGAUUUUAUAUAGGCAACGUGAAAUAUACUUUUUCUAUAUUUCUGUAACAUUUUAAAACAAUCCAUGUGCUAGUAACGUCUUGAAAGAGUCAAGCAAUAAUGAGCUUCAGGUAUAGCAUGAGAUAGUGAAAUGAUACAAUUAAUGACAGAUUAGGAAGUGAAUUUCCUGUGUGUUCUGGAAGAUCUCUCACUGAGGUGUAAUGUAGGGAAAUUUGCAGCACUUCAUGGCAGUUAAUAUCUUCCCUUUCAUCUCCAGUACCUUGAUUAUACAGCAAACACACUCCCUCUACUAUUUGGAAUGACAGGAUUUCUUUAAAGAUAAGAGGAUAAAAGAACAAUGUGUUCUCAAUAUAUUUAGUAGAAAUACCAGGAUAUUAAACACAUCCUCUGUGAAAUCUUAAGGAGGGUGUUAACCAUCAAUUAGUCUGUUCUCCUUGAUACAUAUCUUGGGUGACUGAUAAAGCCUCAUGGUAUCUGUGUAUUCACUGCCAUAAAAAUGGCAUACUUUAGUAGCCCAGAUGUUAGUGAACUACAUUUCCCAUGAUCAGGGCUUGACAUUUUAAUUCCUGUGCUACUAGACUAGAGUAAAAGUUACUUGCCACUUCAAACUUGAAGAGGCCUCAGAACACUCACCAGGACUGAAUUUUCACUUGCCAAUGCAAUGAAAAAUUGCAUUGGCAAUUUUUAUAUAAUGUUCAUUCUUUGGUGUUCGGAUGGGAAGCCCGAAAAUGACCGGUCAUUGCCUUGUUUUCUGUGGAACUAUUUUAGGACAACACUUCGUGGCUGACCGGUCAAUACAUCAUUCGAAUGGCAAUUCCAAACCACCGAAGGAAUCUGAGUGCUAUUUUGACAAAGUGGGCGCCCAGACUCAAGCUAUUCAGGGAUAUGACUUUGUGGGGUUACUACACUACUAUAAUGUAUUUUUGGGGUAUUUUGUAUUAUAUUGUAUUGUAUCUCGUAACAGAGAUAAUUAAGUUAUCUGAUUUUGGGCUCAAUUAUCUCUCAGAGACAGAGACCCUUGGGAAGAAACCUGUGUGUUUUUGCUAUGUAGACCCCAUGCUAGGGGCUGUGCAUAAGAGCCGUGUGUGGCCAAAUAAAGCUCAGAUGACUCCGAGAUCUUUGUUUCAUAUAGUUACUAGGGAGAGGGUGGGGGGGAGGUCUUACAGCUCUUCUAUUACAGCUCUUUUUUCAGCUUCGAGGAAGGAAUAGUGGAUAUAUGGAGCUACCUAGUCAUGAUAUCGAAGUUCCGUUGAGACCUCUGCCAAAGUCCUACGUCUGUCCUCUGUCCGUACUCCCACAUCUGAUGCUCGCCUGCAAGACUUCUCUAGGGAUGCACCUUUUCUGUGGAACUCCCUUCCCUUCUCUGUUAGACUUUCACCCAGUCUCCACUCCUUCAAAAACUCGUUGAAAACACACUUAUUCAGGAAAGCAUAUCAUUAAAACCGUUAUCGGGUUUUCAUCGCCCCCCCCAUGACUACUCUCCUGCAACUGUCAAAAAUAACCUACUAAGUGAUUACUUUUCUAGCAACCUAUUUCAUUUCCCCUACUUUUACCCUUUGUGUUACUAUACCCCACAUGUCUGUUAGUCCACCCAUUGUACAGCGCUACGGAAUUUGCUGGCGCUAUGGAAUUUGCUGGCGCUAUGUAAAUAAUAAAAUAGUAAUAAUAAUAAUGUAUAAAACCUGUUCUAGGCUAAAAAAAAAAAGCAAAUGUUGAUCACAGAUUGGGUUUGAGUUAAUACAAUGGGGAUUGGAAAUGCCCAAUCUGGUUUAUUUCCUAAGUAAAUUAUUUAGAAGAGAAUCAUAAUCCGUGUAUCAGUCCCCUUGCCAGGUAUGUCAGGGCCAGAAUACUCUUAGCUCAGCUAGUUCCUGACUCAGCGGACAUAUUGUGCAUUUUUUUCUUUAUUCCUCCAAGGACAACCAACCCAUUGGUUUGUUGAUCCAUUAUACCAGCACACUCAGCUUUUUUCAAUCAAACUGUUUAUUCCCUUAGAGCGGUACUAUUGUGUGGAGCUUGGCUGUUAAUGAAAUACUAGGAUAGGAAAUUUAUGCUGUUUGGGUGAAGCCUAUUAAGAACACAUGGGUGGACAGACAGUAUAUUGACUGUCUAAAUCAGUAGGUCAGCUUGGUACCUAGUUAAAAUCUGAUAGGACAGAUGCAAGAUUUACUUUAUUUUUGUUCCCUAUGAUGUUUUACAAGUAGGGCAGAACGCUUGUGUUAAACACUAAGCAAAAAUCAUAGCUUUACGUGUUUUUAUUUUGGUAUCAUAGGAAAUUAUCUCUGUUUAACAGUGUCCUUUUCGAGUUUUACUAAUAUUUUAAUCAUAAUAUAUAGAAAACAUUUAUUAGCAGAAACAUUACUAUUCGGCAAGAUAAGGUCCAUUAGGGAAAUAUUAAUUUCUAAUUCAAUUAAUUGAUUAGAUGUAUAAAGUGAGGCUUAAUUUUGCAUGAAUAUAUGUCAAAUUAAAUUACCAGUCCCCAAACUUACGUGAGCUGAGCUUGAAAACUUUCCGUAAACACUGUUGACCUUUUUUGUUUUGGAAUGCAAUAAAAAAAUAUUUUAGCCCAUAAAUAUCUGCUUCAUCUUUGAUCCAGCACUGUCUUUCACCUUGCAGAGUGACAAAGUUAUCUGCCAAUUGUCUGUUGUAUCGGUGUCUGUACAUUGCAGGUAUUCUUUUCUGCCUGUAGUAACAGCCUGCAAUACCUUGUACUAAUGCUCACUGUUACUAUACAUACUGUUUGUGAAUAUUAUAUGAACGUUCAGAUGGUCUUAACAUUCCGUAAGCACAUUUGUAGGAAGCUGCAAUCCCCCCAAAAUUCUCUGGUUUCCUUGUAAUAACACAUAAGCAGGCUAUUUAAAACUUUUUAGUUAUCAAUUUAUAUCAGAUCUGCCAAAUGCGGCAAAACUGUAUUUUUGCCUGUAUAUCAGACCCGGCCUGGGAACAUUUUAUUCCCUAAUAUUUUUUUAUAAAGAAUGGAUGGAUAAAUUAAAUAUUUAAACUGGUCGAAUUUACAUAUUCGUACUUCAGGUUUCCAUGUACAAAAAUUUUUAUAUGAAAUUGCUCUUCAUGCUUAAUUUAUGUGAUAAUUGUCUAUCUCCUCUUCAGAAGGGUUAUUCAUUAUGUCAGAAGCAACAAUAUCAUUUGUUUCUUUUGACUGUAGUCGGUUGCAUGAAGUGAAGUAUAGUGUUACGAUCUUUUAAAUGUAGCUGUGACAAUAUAAUUUGUUAAUUUAGUAUAUAGUCUGUUGAAUGAAGUCAUAUGUAAAGUUAGAUAAGAGAUCUAAGAUAUAUAAAACCCUCUAAAGUGGGAUCUAAAACACUCUGUUUUUUAAUUUGUAUGUGUAAAAUUAAUUACUGGGAAUCAAUGAAAUGUGGUAAUGUGGUCAUUCGAUAUAGAGAAACUGAUAUGCAUCAGCCAUUGUCUUGCUUCAGAAUGUAAUGACCCUCACAUAACCAAGGGCCAACUAAGAGAGUUUCAACACAACCAUCUAAAUAGAGACAGCUUUAAAUAAGCUCAACAUUUUUUCGAAUCCUACCCAAUUAGACAUUGUACCAGGUGUAAAUUUCUACUUGCCAGAGUUGGAUUUUUACUUGCCAGUGGAUAGUGGAGAGUGAAAAUUUUGAGCCAUACCAGUCUAAAUUUCCAGGGCAAAUGUUUGUUAUUUUUGUAUUAGUUUUUACUCUUUUUUUAUUCUGUUUUAUCUAAACACAUCUUAUAAUUUGUAGAACAUAUAUAAUAUAUUUUAUUUUUCUGUUUUAUGAUACAGAUCCUUGAAGAAAACAUGAAACUAGAGUGUAAAUGUCAUGGCGUGUCUGGAUCCUGUACAACAAAGACAUGCUGGACCACAUUACCUAAAUUUCGGGAAUUAGGAUUUGUCAUGAAAGACAAAUACAAUGAGGCUGUCCAUGUGGAACCAGUACGUGCUAGCAGAAACAAGCGGCCAACCUUCCUGAAAAUUAAAAAGCCUCUUUCUUAUCGCAAACCCAUGGACACAGAUCUGGUGUACAUUGAGAAAUCUCCAAACUAUUGUGAGGAGGAUGCUGUGACUGGCAGCCUGGGAACACAAGGCCGAAUGUGUAACAAAACAGCCCAGCACAAUAGUGGCUGUGACUUAAUGUGUUGUGGAAGGGGUUACAACACCCACCAGUAUGCCCGAGUGUGGCAGUGUAACUGUAAGUUUCACUGGUGCUGUUAUGUAAAGUGUAACACAUGCAGUGAGAGGACUGAGGUGUUCACCUGUAAAUGAGAAGGUUGUCAAGCCGAACAAACCUGCUGAGCAUGGGAUCUACAGCCGUACAUUUGCACAGGUGCUCAAGAGUGGCUUCCAAAACUUUUAGAUUUUUUUAAAACACCACUUCCACCACCCAUUCCUGUAUUGAUAAGUACUCCUAAUGUUAUUGUUCAAUUAAAGAUGGGUGGAAAAAACUCAUACAGUAUGUAGCCAAACCUGAGCAAGAGACAGAUAUGUCUCCAUUUAACAUUGCACAUGGUCUUCUUUAGGAAAAUGUUCCAGAGCAAAAAAAAAUCUAUUAGACUACUAGGAGAAUGGAACUUACCAAUGCUUUGAUCUAGAUGGUUAUCACAAAUACACUGACCACUUUAAUAACAUGGAUGGGGUAACAUGGAACUUGUGUGAAUUCCUGCUUAGCGUUUGCAGAUUUAGAUUGUGAAAAUCCUUUACUUUUCUAAGUGAUUUCCAUUCUCACAAAAUUUAAUUUAGAGUUUUCAUACACAUUGAUGGCUCUCAUCACUG
Molecule: messenger RNA, 51374 nt
Organism: Pelobates cultripes (western spadefoot toad)
Lineage: Eukaryota; Metazoa; Chordata; Amphibia; Anura; Pelobatidae
Source: the annotation of a GenBank genome assembly